Molecule: messenger RNA, 84442 nt
Organism: Podarcis lilfordi (Lilford's wall lizard)
Lineage: Eukaryota; Metazoa; Chordata; Lepidosauria; Squamata; Lacertidae
Source: the annotation of a GenBank genome assembly
AUGAGCUAUGGUACCCUAACUGAGCGCACGGCGCAAUUUUACUUCCUCCGCAUCAAGCGCAAUAUUUCGGGGGGGGGGGGCAGCCUUCUGGCUCUGUCUCCUCCCGCUGCCCCCCGCAUUCCUGCACCCACCCCCGUGCCUUGCAGACACGAAGAAGCUGAAGGCGCUACCCUUCAGAAGAGGGCGUCUCAUUUUUUUCGAGACGUUUGCGUCGGAAAGUUGACGCCAAGCGCUAGCGGUUCCUGCGCGAGAAACGCCCGUCGACGGAGACGCCCGUCGGGCUUCCGCUAGGGGGAGAGCAGCAGGCCAGGAGGAGGAGGUGAAGAAGAAGAAGAAGAGGACCGAGGGGGAGAAGGGCAAUCCUCUCCCCCUACCCCACCCCUGGCCUCCCCUCCCCUCGGCGGCUGCUCGCCUUAUUUGUCUAGGAAGUGGGUAUUCUCAGCCCGUCCAAGAUGGCCUCAAGUGGUUGUCACGGCAACAGUGUGAAAGUCAUCAGUGCCAUGGAAACCCUCUCUGUGGCAUAAUAAUAUAAAUAUUUUCCUUGAAGAAGGAGCCUGGGGAUGAGUGGGCGAUGUGCUAUUUUCUAGCGCUGCUGCUGCCUGGCUGCGGCGGACGGGAGGAAAGGAGGUGGGGGCUGGAGGAGGAGGAGGAGGAGGGACGGAGGCUCCCCCGGCGAUGGGGGAAGGGGACCGAUAAAAUUAGCUCAGCAUGUCUGCACUGGCGGGGAAGGGCCCCGCGGGCAGCGGCGGGCCUUGGCACCAGAGAGGAGCUGCGCGGGGGCUGCCUGGGCAUCGCCAGGUCCCAAGGUCACUAGAUGGGCCCACAGGCGGGCAGGAGGCGCCCAGGUAAGAGGAGUUUGCCUGCUGCUUUGCUUGACUUGCCCCAGGGCUCUUGAUGCCUUGCCUUCCUGUCCCAGAGGAGCAGGCACAUGCCAGGCAGCAGCCGCAGCAGCUGAAUCUCUGGGCUCAGCUGCACUCAGAAGCCCACACUCACUUGGCAAGGGCACUGGGCAAUGGGGAAGAUGCUUCCCAUUCCCUGGAGUUCCUGAGAGUGAGGGUGGCGCAGGGACAAGGGUGCUCAAGGCCGCUUCAUGUGUCACAGCAUCCCUGGUGGAUGGACAGGCACAGGAAGUGAAGUGCUAUGUAACCCAUGACUAGAUCACAUGUGAAUAAGAAAUGUAGGGGCGUUUGGUGGUAGUAGUAGUUGUUUUUGGUUUUCUUUGGGGCUUGUUGUAGGGAGCAUUUACUCUCAGUAUAUAAAGGCUGGAAAGCCACAGCCCCAAUUGUUGUUUCCUGGAGCAUGUACACAGGGCAGCAAUGCACGCAAGGGUACCACAUGCAGUGAUGUGCAUGCCGAUCUCACAUGGUAGUUCCUGUGUCAAAAUGCCACCUGCUUUAAUAAUUUUUGUAACGUCUGAAGGGGCCUAGACAUAAUCAUGAAACCGGAACAUCUUUUAUAUAUAACACUUGGCACAUCUUAUGGUUUGGAAUGCAUCUCGUGUUGUUCUCUCAGCUUGCAUAAGAAAAACGAAAACCAGCGCCAGUUCACCACUUUUGAAAGCAAUAUUGCAGGCUUUAUAUGGGUGAAUAGCUCUCUGAGCCUCAAUUCCCAUCUGUAAAAUGGGUAUAAGAACAACCCUCUUUAUAGACAUCUAAAAGGAAGAAUGAGAGAAGGACUGGGAGUUUUUACCCAAGUAGUGUCUGAGGUGACUUAUGGCGUAAAAGACAACCUGUUGCACAUUGAGGGCACCACAUGCCUUUGUAACAUUUUAAGUGGUAAAACGUACUUUAAAUGGAUAAGGAUGUAUUUAAAUAAUGAAAUGUAAAUGAUUUGUUGUAAAACAUUGAAUACAUCUAUAAAUGCAUACAGCCACAAACAACCAUAUACAGAACUGCAAUGGCUCCCCUCCACCCGGUAACAGAAGUGGCAUAGAUAUAGAGUUGGCAAAUUGAUAUUCAGUGUGCCAUUGUUUAAGCAGCUUCAAAUCCAGGCUUGUCAGUUUGUGGGGAGGGAAUGUAUGCGACUUCAUAAUCACAGUCUUUUUAUGACCAAUUGUUUUCUACUGUCAGUUUUGCAUCAUGCAAAGCACCUUUUGCAACACACAAUUUUCAGAAGCUGAUAUCUAUGAGGUGUUUGGCUUUCUUGAACAUAUUAUAUACAUUUGCAUAUGGAGAUGCAAAUAUUUCCUCCAUUUGCCUCCUAGACUUGUUUCUCUAACUAUUAGGAGUGAGUACCUGGGGUCUCAGACAGAGCUGUCUUCCAGACUUGCCUGUAUCCAACUCCAAAUUCUCCCUUCUCUCCCAACCAUUUGUUUUUGUGGAAGGUAGGUUUGCAGUUGCACUGGCAUACAUGGCUUUCAGGAGGGUAAAAUGCUUCUGGUACGUUGUGUUGCAAGGCUGCUUGUUUGCCUGCCUCACCACUCCUAUUGCCAGAACCAUAAGCUGCCUUAUGCUGUGAUGGCCCAUCUAGCCCUGUAUUGUGUACUACUCUGACUGGCAGAUAGCAAUCCAGGGUUAUUCCCCACCCUACUCCCUGAUCCUUCUGAAAACAAGAGGUUUGGAUCUGGCAUCUUCUGCGUGCAAACCAUGCAGAUCACGUAUGGCAGGGAUGGGAAACAUGCUGCCCUCCGGAUAUUAUUGCUGGCUGGACUGCUGGGAGUUGGUUUCCAACAGCACCUGCAUGGACCACAGAUUCUCUAUCCCUGGGCUAAAGCCUCUGCCACACUCAAGUGCUUUAUGGGCUAUUUUCCUAUCACAACAUUCACAACUGCUGGCUUGGCCAACUCAUUCUUGUCCUGAGCAUUGGGAUUGCAACAGAAGGGUGGGGUUUAAACCUUCUGAAAUAAAUUAAUAAAUUUUGAAAAUGAAUGAAUCAAUCAUGGAAUGACCAUAGCAUGGUAAAGUUCAUGCUUUGCAUGCAGGAAGUCCCGGGUUCAAUUUCUGGCAUGCCCAGGCAGGGCUGAGAAAGGCUUCUGUCUGAAACCCUGGAGAACCACUAUAUAAGAGUAGACAAUAGUGAGCUCAACUGGACCAAGGGCCCAAUUCAGAAUAAGUUAGCUAUGUAUGUACUUGUUGCAUUGGUAGUGUGCCCUUUCUUCAAGAAGCUCAGGGUGGCAUAUAUGCCUCACCUUCUUUAAUCCUCACAACAACCAUUUGUGGGUGUGUUCGUCCACAAUUCUGCUUGUGCCACACCUAGAAGGCAGUGGGAUAGGAGGAAAUGUGGUUAAGCUCUGUGCUAGCUUUGAUGGAGAGCUCUUGUUGCAGCUUCCUAAUUUCUAGUCUAGGGCUACAGUUGGGACCCUCGAGCCAGAUCCUGAUCCGUCCAAUAACUAAGUCCCAGAUCAUAGGAUCAGGCCAUAUAAAGAAACACUCCCACACUUCCUCACUAUUUUUUCAGUCACUGUUGUAUCAGUUGGAAUCAACGGGUACUUCAAAAAGUUCAGCAAAGGGGACAGAGACACUGGGUUGACUUGCUUGACAGCCCCCCUCACUCCCCCCCCGACGAUAGACCUUGGCUCAGCAUCAAUCACUUGAAGGCUCAUCAUCCAACAUGUACACUCUCUCUUGAGCGCUGCUGCAGCCCUCUGUGCCCUUUCCCUAGUACAAAGCAUGUUUGCUGCUGGUGAUGCGAGUUGCUUCAGCAGAUAUGAACUCACAGGGCAGAACAAGCUGUGCAGCGGGCGAAUAUGCUGGCUUUUUAUUCCAAACAUGUUGUUUAUGUCAUAAAAGGAGACAACUCUGCAAGACAGGACUGAGAAGUGGAAAGGUGAACAAAUAGGGCCUCUGAAGGUGUGCUGAUAUGAGCUUAAUAUGAAGGUAUAUCUGUCUGGCUGUGGAACUGUGACAAGGUGUGCAUAUAUAUCUGAAUUGGUCUUCACCGUCAGCGCUGCAUGAUGGAUGAGCAUAAUCAAACAAUGUCCUAGGGAGAACAUAUUUCCUCCUCCGCUUGUGAAAUUUCAUCACUGUUGUGGACAAGACUCUCUGGUAAUUCUGCCAGAAACCCCCCCACUACCGGAAUAGAUGGAUGCUGUCUGUUCUAAAACUCUGACUCAGGGCCAAACAAGACUUGACGUUAAAAGGUUUCAUAGCUUUAAUGUUCAGGGAUUUUAAAAAACACAAAUAGGAAAAACCUGCACAGGAGAUGCAAAGACCCGUUUAACAAUUUGGCCCUUAAUAGUCAUUUGAGAUAUUAGUUUUUAGAUUUUUUUUAAAUUUUAUUUUUUUGGCCAGCAUUCAUUUGUGAAGAGUAGCUGAAGGGGCAUAGAGUGCCCCAAAUCACCUAACUUGCCUGCUGAUCUUCUCACUUCCCCCCCGGUUGCAAAUAGUGGUUUAAAUUAUGACAUACUAUAUUGUUUGUUUACCGGUCUAUGCAAAAGAAUAAAAACUCACUGUUUAUUUUCUGAGCACCAGGGAUCUUAAAUGAUAACACCCUUUUCUAAUUGUGCAAUAGGUAUGUGGCAACAUGAAGAAGAACUACCUUUCUCUAUGAGGCAAAAGGUCAAUCUAGUCCAACAUUCUGCUCCCAGCUGUAGCUAGCCAGAUUCUUCUGGAAACUCAAAGGCAGGACAUGAAGGUGAUGCCCUGUUAUUAUAGCAUCUAGUAAUCUAAGGAAUUCUGCCUCUAAACAUUGGGGCUUAUUAAUCAUGACUACUGCCUUAUUAUUUAUUUAUUGCAAGCAACCCAGAGCCCUCUCCUGAUCAGUGUAAUUUCUGAUGUGGGAAUAUUACAUUUCCCUAGCAUUUAAACCUUAAAAUGCUGCAAUUUUUAAAAAUACAGUGAACACUGGACAUUGUAUAUUUGAUUGUCCUAUAGAAGGUAGCUGAGCAGCUGCCAAGAGGCACUUAUUGGAUAGUGAUGGAUGUUUGGGCAAAACCUUCCCAACAUCCACUGAAAAGUGCAUUAUAGUCACAUGCACACGGGGACUAGCUCUUCUUUCUGAUGAUGUACCUGGCAGCUGUGCCCCCCCCCCACUAUAAUAAAAUAAUAAUAAUAAUUUAUUAUUUAUACCCUGCCCAUCUGGCUGGGUCCCCCCAGCCACUCUGGGCGGCUUCCAACAAAACACUAAAAUACAAUAACCUAUUAAACAUUAGAAUCAUAGAAUCAUAGAGCUGGAAGAGACCACAAGGGCCAUCGAGUCCAACCCCCUGCCAAGCAGGAAACACCAUCAGAGCACUCCUGACAUAUGGUUGUCAAGCCUCUGCUUAAAGACCUCCAAAGAAGGAGACUCCACCACACUCCUUGGCAGCAAAUUCCACUGUCAAACAGCUCUUACUGUCAGGAAGUUCUUCCUAAUGUUUAGGUGGAAUCUUCUUUCUUGUAGUUUGGAUCCAUUGCUCCGUGUCCGCUUCUCUGGAGCAGCAGAAAACAACCUUUCUCCCUCCUCUAUGUGACAUCCUUUUAUAUAUUUGAACAUGGCUAUCAUAUCACCCCUUAACCUCCUCUUCUCCAGGCUAAACAUGCCCAGCUCCUUAGCCGUUCCUCAUAAGGCAUCGUUUCCAGGCCUUUGACCAUUUUGGUUGCCCUCCUCUGGACACGUUCCAGUUUGUCAGUGUCCUUCUUGAACUGUGGUGCCCAGAACUGGACACAGUACUCCAGGUGAGGUCUGACCAGGGCAGAAUACAGUGGCACUAUUACUUCCCUUGAUCUAGAUGCUAUACUCCUAUUGAUGCAGCCCAGAAUUGCAUUGGCUUUUUUAGCUGCCGCAUCACACUGUUGGCUCAUGUCAAGUUUGUGGUCAACCAAGACUCCUAGAUCCUUUUCACAUGUACUGCUCUCAAGCCAGGUGUCACCCAUCUUGUAUUUGUGCCUCUCAUUUUUUUGCCCAAGUGCAAUACUUUACAUUUCUCCCUGUUAAAAUUCAUCUUGUUUGUUUUGGCCCAGUUCUCUAAUCUGUCAAGGUCGUUUUGAAGUGUGAUCCUGUCCUCUGGGGUGUUAGCCACCCCUCCCAGUUUGGUGUCAUCUGCAAAUUUGAUCAGGAUGCCCUUGAGUCCAUCAUCCAAGUCGUUGAUAAAGAUGUUGAAUAAGACCGGGCCCAAGACAGAACCCUGUGGCACCCCACUAGUCACUCUUCUCCAGGAUGAAGAGGAACCAUUGAUGAGCACCCUUUGGGUUCGGUCAGUCAGCCAGUUACAAAUCCACUGAGUGGUAGCAUAGUCAAGACCGCAUUUUACCAGCUUCUUUACAAGAAUAUCAUGGGGCACCUUGUCAAAUGCCUUGCUGAAAUCAAGGUAGGCUACAUCCACUGCGUUCCCUUCAUCUACCAGGCUUGUAAUUCUGUCAAAAAACGAGAUCAGGUUAGUCUGACAUGACUUAUUUUUCAGAAAUCCAUGCUGACUAUUGGUGAUCACAGAAUUCCUUUCUAGGUGCUCACAGACUGUUUGCUUAAUGAUCGGCUCCAGAAUCUUCCCUGGUAUUGAUGUCAGACUGACUGGGCGGUAAUUAUUUGGGUCCUCUCUUUUCCCCUUUUUGAAAAUAGGGACAACAUUUGCCCUCCUCCAGUCUGCCGGGACUUCGCCUGUUCUCCAGGAAUUCUCAAAGAUGACUGCCAGUGGUUCUGAGAUCACAUCUGCCAGUUCUUUUAAUACUCUUGGAUGCAGUUCAUCUGGCCCUAGAGACUUGGAUACAUCUAAACUAGCCAAGUAUUCUUGUACUAUCUCCUUAGUUAUUCUGGGCUGUGUUUCCUCUGCUGAAUCAUUUGCUUCAAAUUCUUCAGGUCGGGCAUUGUUUUCUUUAUCGGCGAAGACUGAGGCAAAGAAGGCAUUGAGGAGUUCAGCCCUUUCUGUGUCCCCUGUUUGCAUUUCACCAUCUUCUCCUCUGAGUGACCCCACUGUUUCUUUGUUCUUCCUUUUGCUACUGAACAUACCCAUAAAAGCCUUUUUGUUGCUUUUAACCUCUCUAGCAAGCCUGAGUUCAUUCUGUGCUUUAGCUUUUCUGACUUUGUGUCUACACGUGCUGGCUAUUUGUUUGAAUUCCUCUUUGGUGGUUUCCCCCUUUUCCAUUUUUGUACACAUCCUUUUUAAUCUUAACUCAGUUAAAAGUUCUUUAGAUAGCCACCCUGGCUUCUUUAGGAACCUUCCAUGUUUCCAUCUCAUUGGUAUUGCCUGACGUUGUGCUUUUAGUAUCUCCCCUUAACAAACUCCCAGCCAUCAUGAACUCCCUUUCCUUUUAGUAUUACUGUCCAUGGGAUCUCACCCAGCACUUCCCUAAGUUUUAUGAAGUCGGCUUUCUUAAAGUCAAGAAAUUGAGUCCUAGUAUGCUUGGCUGCUCCUUUCCGCUGUAUAGUAAACUUCAGAAGAGCAUGAUCACUCGCGCCUAAUGAUCCUUCCACUUCUACCCCACUAACCAGGUCAUCCACAUUGGUUAGGACCAGAUCUAAAAUGGCUGUUCCUCUUGUUGCUUCUCCCACUUUCUGGACAAUGAAGUUGUCUGCAAGGCCAGUGAGGAAUCUGUUUGACCUUAUGCUCUUGGCUGAGUUUGACAUCCAACAAAUGUCCGGGUAAUUGAAGUCCCCAUUACUACUAUCUCCUUCUUUUUGCAUGCUUGGCCAUCUGUUCCAGGAAGGCAUCAUCUAUGUCCUCCGUUUGGCUUGGGGAUCUAUAGUAAACUCCCACAAUGAGGUCACUGUUAUUUUUCUCUCCCUUAAUUUUGACCCAAAUGCUCUCACUUUGGCUUUGAGGUUCUAAAUCUUGGAUCUCUUCACAGGUAUACACAUCCCUGACAUGUAACGCCACUCCUCCUCCUUUCUUGUCUGGUCUGUUUCUCUGAAAUAGAUUGUAUCCCUCCAUUAUUACAUUCCAAUCGUGGGACUUAUCCCACCAGGUUUCAGUGAUGCCUAAACAGGGCUGCCUUUAGAUGCCUUCUAAAAGUUUGGUGGUUAUUUUUGUCUUUGACAUCUGGUGGGAGGGCGUUCCACAGGGCAGGCGCCACUACCGAGAAGGCCCUCUGCCUGGUUCCCUGGAACUUGGCUUCUCGCAGUGAGGGAACCGCCAGAAGGCCCUCGGCGCUGGACCUCAGUGUCCGGGCAGAACGAUGGAGGUGGAGAUGCUCCUUCAGGUAUACUGGACCGAGGCUGUUUAGGGCUUUAAAGGUCAGCACCAACACUUUGAAUUGUGCUUGGAAACGUACUGGGAGCCAAUGUAGGUCUUUCAAGACCGGUGUUAUAUGGUCUCGGCAGCCGCUCCCAGUCACCAGUCUAUUUGCCACAUUCUGGAUUAAUUGUGGUUUCCGGGUGACCUUCAAAGGUAGCCCCACAUAGAGCGCAUUGCAGUAGUCCAAGCGAGAGAUAACCAGAGCAUUCAGCACUCUGGUGAGACAGUCCACGGGCAGGUAAGGUCUCAGCCUGCGUACCAGAUGGAGCUGAUAAACAGCUGCCCUGGACACAGAAUUGACCUGUGCCUCCAUGGACAGCUGGGAGUCCAGAAUGACUCCCAGGCUGCGCACCUGUUCCUUCAGGGAGCGUGUUGGAGCGUGUCAGAAGGUAUACACAUAUACCAAUCAGGGUUCCUCCUUGCACUGAGAAGCUCUAUGUGCAUUCACCUUUACAUGCUCAGAACCCCUUCUGAUGUGCUCCAAAUGCAUGGAAGGUUUAUGGUCACCAAAUGUGGCAGGGAGACUAGUCCAUAUGGCUCUGACCCCUCCCACACAUUGUUUCAGUGCAAGGGGUUGUCAUUUGAACCUAACAUUGAUUAUUGUCAUCAACACAACUCCUAUUCAGUUCAGGUUAUAAGAUUUGUUGCAUUGUUUUGGUUGCUUUGGAUACUUUUUCUUGCUUUACAGCUCUAAAAGAGCAAUAUUAGGAAAGUGUCUGUGAAUUGCAACAAAUCCUUCUCCCACAGUUGCAUGCUCCCCCUCUCCUGCACUGGAAUGUAUAGCUCCAGUGGUUUUCCUAUGGGGUGAGGAGACAACAGUAUUGAUGAACCAAUUUUUGACUACCCUCCCCAUGUGAAAGGGAAAUAGUAAAAUGUAGUUUUACUAAAAUCUAAAAUGAUAGAAAACCACAAAAGGAGAAAGAUUUAAAGAGCUGCUUAGUUUGAAAAGGCUCGUCAGUUCAGCACUACGAUCCUCAGUAUGCGACCACUGAUAGGUAGUAGAUAAAUUAUUGAGAGUAAUAGUCAUGUUUAACAGAUGUAGUAUGAAGUAAUGUGGGAAUUAUGUUGUUAUUACAGAAAGCACAAAAACUAGCAUGCAGGGAUUGUUCUUUGUUAAUCUUAAGGAUUUUGAGGGUUUUAUCUGUAAAUGCUGCUGCAUAAGAAUAUUUCUUUUAACUACAGUAUAAUGAUUCUUGAGCAACAUUAGGCUGAAAAGCCUAAGCAUAUUCACUUAAAAAGUAAAUGCCAUUGAAUCUCUCGAGCAGUUUUGAAUAAACAUGGUUAAGCUCGGAAUGUAAAUCAUGCUUUAUUCAUGUCAUAUAUAUGGUAUCUUAGUUUGCUGGUAUUUAACUAUAAGGACCCUUCCCACACUGUCAAAAGCCUUUUCUAAAACCACUUUACUAGCAUGAUGAAUGUUUGGUGAUACCAUACACUAUUUGAUAUUUAUCUAUAAAGUAUAUAUUCUACUUGUUCUUGAUUUGUCAGGGACUCAGGACAGAGCCAUGUUAUAUCUACAAAUGCACAUUCAUAAUCUUGCAUUUCUUGAUGUGACACAAGCAGGUGGAGGCAGGGGACUUUGGUAGAGGAGAUCAAUAGAUGCUAGUGAUGUUCUUAAUCUUUCCACACCUAGCAAUUCUCCUCUACAAAUGCCCCCUCCAUCUCAGUCCCCUAUCUGGAGAGAAAUUGGUUAAGACACCUUGGGUGGGCAAUUUUCAAGGGAGAAUCAUCGGUCGGAGGAAAAAUUAAGCAUCCCCUCUACCCAUCAGUUAUUCUUUGGGAAUGACCACCUAUCAGAAAUUCUGUAAUAGUGGAUUUCUUGUAUCAAUAAGGGGCUGGAAUAGAUUAUCUUUGAAGUCCCUCCCAACUGUAUGAUUCUGUGACUGUAAAAUGUUCCCCAGCUCUGCAUUGCCAUUACAUUAUAUAACGUGCAAUACCAGCAACACAGUGGUUAAAUAUUAUCACUUUGCUCUUCUACUAACAUAACUUUCCCAGUUCGAGUUGUCCUUCAAAUAAUUGUGUUUCCUCAAUUACAGAUUCUUCAGGUUUAUUCAAAUAUUGAACCAACAUGCAUUUACCAAGUUUGCUUUAAUUUAAUUUUGAGAAAUGUAUUACAAUUUCUUUCUCCAAACUUGUGUUCAGUGUGUUGUACCAUCUUGUGACAUGGAAUGCUAGAAUAAAUUAGAUUUUAAGGAGUUUUGCUGUUGCUUCAGAAGAAACAAGGAAUACUGUAUUCCGCUUUGUCUUAAAUUUCCAGUUAAUUGACUUCGCAUUACAGCUUAUCUAAAGUGCUAGAAAAGCAGAGUGUCUUUUCUUUAACUAUAUCUUAUACUUUGCUCAGAUCGUUCAGUUAGGGACAAAAAUGGAAUGUAUUGCUAAAACAACAAUGAAUGCUAACAUUUUAAAUACUGCUAUUAGACAACCAUCAGUUAUUGCCGUAAUCUUAUUUUGCAGAACACAAAAUGUAUUUCCAUAAACCUGUUGAUUUCAGUGAACUUCAGCCAGUUUAGUUUGUGCUGGAUGGUGCACAUUUAGGUAUCAGUGGCAGAACAGAAUGGGAGCUGCUGUGGUCACAGAGGUUACUCUCCUGCUGCCUUGGAAAGUUUAUAGAUAUAAUCAGGAUUUUCAGGCUGUGCAUCUGCCAGAACAGUAGUGGCUAUUGCUGCAGCUUUGAUGCAGGAGAUGGUAUCAGCUUCCAAUAACGUGGGCCCCUUGUGCUAAUGCCCAGAAUACAGUGUGGAAUUAUAUGCUCUACAAGCUGUACAGCCUCUGAAGGGGGUCCCAGCCCUAUAACAUAGUUGACCUUAUCAGUAAUAUUAUGAUACAUUUUCUUGAAAACAAACAGGGCCAUCUCUAAAGAACUUUUGGUGUCAUUUUUAUUCACUUAAUGGAGUGCUCCCAUUUACUUUCCCCCAUCUAAACCCAUCAUCUCCACAUGCUGCCUGUCUCUGUUUUCAAGGUCCUCUGCUUUCUCCAAUAAAGCUCUGACCUAUGUCAAUAGCUUCAGUUCCAAAUAAAAUGUGCAUGUUUUGAGUCAUCUUGCAGAUCAGAUUUUCCCAACUUUUCAAAUUGGAUUUGAGAAGACAAUCAAAUAUGCCUUCCCCCGCUGCUGCCACUGUGGUCUUCAGUGAUUUCAAGUUCUAUGCAGUUGUUUCAAACCCUGAAGUAAGCCCUGCUCCUCUCUAAGAUGGUGGGAUCCAAUUUGCCUUUGUAGGUCUCUUUGUUCCCUGCCGUUUUCACAUGGUAGUGAGAUAGUGUUACUAUUUCUCACAAAUCCAGAAGAGACAGAUCUCACAUCCAAAAUCCCAGGGACAUGUGAGGAUCCUAGAGGUUACAUGUUUCAUGCCACUCCAAUUUCUGAGCAGUGCGAGAUUCCAAGGGUCUCAGGGUUGGAUCAAGGCACAGCAGAGACUGUAGUGUCUUUAUGAUAUAUGGAGGGGUUCACAGCAUAAACACCCCAAAAGGGUUUUGUUUCUCCCAUAGGCACAGCCUUGGAUUCAAACAGAAAUCAAACAUUGCUCUCAAACAUUGCUCUGACUCUCUCUGUGCCUUGCUGCUUUACUUCUAGGUCACAUCUCCGCAACUCUCUGUUCUCAACUUUGGCUUUUUUCUGUUGAAGGAAGGGGGGCUACCCAUUUGCAGACUUGCACCAAGCCCCUUUCACCUCCUUAAUGGCUCUCACCCAGGCUACCACCUCCCCAGGAGGCUAGUCUGGCUAUUCCAAGAAUUAGAAGGCUUGGUUCAAUUCUGACACUUGCUGAAUCCAGGGAUUAGAGAGGUCUGGCACCCAGCUUAACACCCCAAACUCAUAACAAUAUUAAGGCAAAUGGAGCUGUGUUGGCUGUAUUUGGGAAAUACCUUUAUGAGGCCAACCAAAAAUAUUAUUAUUAUUAGUAGUAGUACCCUGCCCUCCCCGGCCGGAGCCGGGCUCAGAGUGGCUAACAUAUAAAUAAUACAGUAUACAUAAAAGCAGGCAUCAAUUAAUUAAAAUACAUCUUAAAAUUAAUUCAGACAAAUAAAAAUCUGGACAAAUGGCAGUUACCAGGUUAAGACUGAGAGCAGUUAAUACUUGCCAGGACCAACUGUUUUCACUGAUCAUAUAAGGACCUGUGAACAGGCCGGGAGGCCUCCUUCAUGCUUGUUCUUAUACAAAGGAAAAUAGGUCAGACAGCACCCUGGCCAAAACAGUGUGCAAGCAGGGAUUACUGGAUAGUUAAGACACAACUGGCCAACAACUGGCAGUUGCACAAGGUAGUGUGUGUGUGUGUGUGUGUGUGUGUUCCACAAUCACUUCUGCUUUAAGUGGUUUUGCAGGAAUUCACAAUGCUUCAAGCUAUACUAUACUAUGUAAGGUGAAAAAUUAAUGGAGACACUGAGAAAGUUUCAGGGAGUAAGUUCCUAACCCCAGAUUGAGUAUGGUUUCUAAAGAGGGAGAUUUGGCAACGGGGGAGGGGGGAUGUUCAUUGUCUUUUACUUUAAAUAGAAUCAGUCCUGGAAGGAAGACAACGUCAGCUAGCUGUGUGUCUUUUGCUAUUUCUGUUCCAUAUGUGAUUUGCAAUGUAAAUAAGACUAAGUGGCCACCAUUGAAAGACUAAACAAUAUUUUCUCUAAACUGCAUGGAGCAGAGAAAACUCAUUCAAGUGCUGAAAUCAGAGAAGACCAAAUUUGUUCUGCAGUACUUCAUGGUGCUCACACUUUGAACUGGAUUUUGCUGUUAUUCGGUGAACAACCCCUCCGUUGGCUCAGGAAAAUUUAAUUUUCAAGAAAAGUACACACAGAUUAUGGAAUCAUAACUUCAGUGACCCUCUGCUUUGCUCUGAGGACAUUAUUGAACUCAAUUGAUACAAUAAUAAAAGACAGAUUGGUCCUUAGAAAGCAUCCUUUUCUGAUAUUCUGAAGUCUGGUAAUCCUAUAAGAGGCAAAAGCAGAGUCAUUGUCAUUGUCCUGAUAUAAUAUUAUUUCACAAAGAGACUUUUCCUUUUUAUAAAAUGUUAGGCACAAGCCACUGGGACCCCAGUUUAUUUGGAAGCAGGCUCCAUAGUAUCUACAACUGCAAUGACUUACCGUACUUCUAAACAGAUGUUCUUGGGAUCACAACCUUGUAGCUGCUCAGUCUUCCCUGAGCUUCAGCUACCAUGAUGCCAGCGCUUUUUUUCUGGCAGUACUCAACGGUAUGCAGUACCAGCACCUCCCCACUGCCCCCCAAAUCUUGCGAUGCCCCUCGUGGUCCCUUCCAACUCUACGAUUCUGCUAUUCCAUCUAUGGUUUGAAAAAGCAGCACUGUUGUGGCCAUUCUGUUAGGGGUGUGUGGCUUUUCUCAUAUCAUGUAAUCAUUUACGUGGGUGGAUGGAGGGUGGGCAGCACAGAGAGAGGAGGAGUUGGCAAGUAUGUGAUGUGGCACGCCAACCUUUCUUCUCUCUCUCCCACUCUGCGUUGUUGUACCCCUAACCUGCCACCCAGUGCAUGAGAUCCUCUUUGUCCCUCCUUGAAUUGGGCAUGGGUCCUUUUACUUUCCAAGAUAUUAUUAUUAUCCCACUUUUUCUCCAGACAGGGACUCAAGGUGGCUUACAACAAAUGAAAACGACACAGAUAAAAUAAAGACGCUGAAAACAUAAAAAAGAUAAUAAUUAAAAAGUAAUUAAACUCAAAUAGUGUUAAAACUAUUGCUUACUCCUUUCUUCUUACCUUUCAUUACCUUUUUGUUCCAUUAUUAUUUCCUUUAACAUUCUUAUCUCUUUGUUCUUUUUCUUUAUCUUUUUCUUCUUUUGUUUUUGCUCUGUUCCGAUCAUUUGCACUAUUUGUGGUCCUCUACUCAAGGUAAACGGCGUUUCCGUGCGCUGCUCUGGUUCGCCAGAAGCAGCUAAGUCAUGCUGGCCACAUGACCCGGAAGCUGUAUGCCGGCUCCCUCGGCCAAUAAAGCGAGAUGAGCACCGCAACCUCAGAGUCAGUCAUGAUUGGACCUAAUGGUCGGGGGUCCCUUUACUUUUUUUACUCAGGGUUAAGGAAGGGUUAACAUGCAGAUGAAGGUGAUGGAUAGUUGAUUAAGGGCCCUGUGUGAGAGAAGAAAGGGAAGCUCCCAGGUAAGAGUUGAAGGGUUCGCCUUUCUCUGUGUUGGUUAAGUUAAGAUAUAGCUGUGAAAGAGGACUUUCUUCUUUGCUUUUGUUUCCAUUUAGAUUAGAUUUUUUUUUAUUAUAAUGUAUUAAUUAAAUCUUAUAAAUGAAAAAACCCAACUGGAAAAACAAAUCUAUUAAAAUGCAGAUGACAAAAACAAUAAAAACAGCACAGUACUAUAAAAGCCCUUUCCUGAAAAGAACAGCCAGUUCCUGAAGGCCUGUUGGAAUAGGACAGGACGGGGGUGGGGGGGACCAGUCUAGCUUCUCUAGGAAGGGAAUUUCAAAGUCUGGGAGCAGCCACUGAGAACAUUUCAGGAAUCUCUUGUGAUAUCUUUAAGGGAGAAGUGCAUCUCCAUAUUCUGCCAUAAAUUAAGUACCUAGAUGGCCCAAGUGUAAAGGAUCUGAAUUGCCUCAGCAAAGCCAUUGUAUAACUAUGCUAGAGUACAUACAGUAUGUGACCAACUGGUGGUAUUCAGUUCAGUGACCCCAAUGGUAGUUGGGCAUGUAGAAUGGGGCUGAGGUGAGUCUCUAGGCAACAGUAAAGAAAUGGUAUCUGCUCAGCAUCCAAUUACCAAUGACGCUUCAGAGGACACUUCAAAAACCAGUGGUAGGGGAGAAAAGGCUGGCCCUCUGCUGUUACCUGCCACUGAGCAAAUCUCCACAGUGUAGUAAUUAGAGAUGUCAUCCUUCUGACCUCUAAUACACACCUGUUGCUCUCUGAUGGGGCUCUAUUAUCAAAUUUAGCUGUCAUGGACUUCCAGUAGCUCAAGUCCUAGUGGGGCAUCUGAAAGCAUGUCACAACCACCACUGGCACUCUGACUCAAACUCCCAUUUGGUGGCCCCCUCCGUUUUUUGUUUUUUACUUACAGAAUGUCAGAGCAGCUUUUCUGCGAUCACAAGAUGACCAGUUCAAGAGAACUGGCCCCUGUACAAGAGAAUUCUGAAGUGAACUGGUGAUAUUUAAUGGAAAUCCUCGCUUGCCUAGCCAACGUCCUUCUCAAAUAAUUCUGGUCGUUUCUUUUUUCUCUCUCCCUUUUUCCCCUUUCUGUCCAAAGAAGGUAGUUAUGCUGAGAUAAAUUCUUUGGUUCACAAGGAAACGGAAUUAUAAUAUGUUCUUCAGCUACUUAGCCUCUUUGAAGUCAUUCACAGCUUACUAUGUUUCUCUGUGGAACUUUGAACUCUCCACCCACAAUACAUAACAAGACUUAUUUAUUUACUUAUUGCAUUUCCUUUGCUAUUGGUUACACAAUUGUUUCUUUCCAGAUGAAAGAGAAAUAAGCUGAGAACCUCUGUUCUCGCUAGAGGUCAUUUACAGGCCCAGGCACAGUGAGCCCGCAAACGUUGGGGUUGAACCAUGGGAAGAAGUAAUAAAGACGGGUCAAGCCACUUGGGAUCAAAUAGGCCACAACUUCAUUGCUUACAGAUGUCAGAAGGUCUUGGCUUAGGCAUUGGGUGUGUAUCCUGAAUUAACCAACCCGACUUGCUGACUAAUAAUAAUAAUAAUAAUAAUAAUUUAUUAUUUAUACCCCACCCAUCUGACUGAGCUUCCCCAGCCACUCUAGGCGGCUCCCAAUCAAGUGUUAAAAACAGUACAGCAUUAAAUAUUAAAAACUUCCCUGAACAGGGCUGCCUUCAGAUGUCUUUUAAAGAAAGGAUAGCUGCUUAUUUCCUUCACAUCUGAAGGGAGGGUGUUCCACGGGGCGGGCGCCACUACCGAGAAGGCCCUCUGUCUGGUUCCCUGUAGCCUCACUUCUCACAAUGAGGGAACUGCCAGAAGGCCCUCGGCGCUGGAUCUCAGUGUCCGGGUGAACGAUGGGGGUGGAGACGCUCCUUCAGGUAUACAGGACCAAGGCCGUUUAGGGCUUUAAAGAUCAGCACCAAGACUUCGAAUUGUGCUCGGAAACGUACUGGGAGCCAAUGCAGAUCUCUAAGGACCGGUGUUAUGUCAUCAGGGUCAAUCCUGGGUAAAGGAACACUCUAUGAUGCACAUCAAUUCUGGACAGUCCUUCCAGGAUGCUGUUGGGUAGGUGGGGGUCUAUGGCCUAUCCACCCCUGCCUUGGUAUUCAGACAGAGGUACUCCCCCUUUGACCCCUUUACUAGGAUACCAUAAUCCUUGGAGUGGAUCCCGCCUAAAUCCAGCAAUGCACGCUCUCCACAGCUAAGAGAAAGUAGGUAGGCAUUAUUGACCUUGGAUUGCAGUGAGUAAAUGAAGCUGGCUGUUGGAAAAUUCAGGACUGACAAAAGAAAGUACUUCUUCACGCAGUGCAAACUAUGGAAUUCACUUCCAUGUGAGGUAGUGAUGGCCACCAACUUGGAUAGCUUUAAAAGAGAAUUAGAUACAUUCAUGGAGGGAUUAGGCUACCAGCUGCAAUGAGUAUGUUCUAUAUCUGCUGUCAGAGGCAGAAUGCUUCCAAAUUCUACUUGGGAACCAUAGGAGGGGAGAGUGCUAUUGCACUCACAUCCUGCUUGCAGGCUUCCCACAGAUAUCUGGUUGGCCACUGUGAAAAGAGGAUGUUGGACUAGCUGGGCCUUUGGCCUGCUCCAGCAGGACUUUUUCAAUCUCAUUCAGUGCAUUGUCCACAGAAAGCAUGACUGGGCUUCUUUCAGGCACCAGCAUUAUGUAAAUCGAACUUCAGAGUGUUGUUUUAUAUUUUAAAAUGUUGUAAACUAGCUGAGCCCCCCGUGGGAGGAAAUGGUAGAGUAGGGGCUGAGCUAGAAAAUUUAAUAAAUACAAAUCCCGCAUGUGCAGCCGUGUUAAGGCUGUGGUCUUGCACCCACUGUCUCGGAAAUUAUCGUGGACAUGAAACCUCAGUCCUGCACAGAGCCAAAGCUCUAUGUCAAUUUCUCACUGAAGUCCAGCUCAUCUUGCUUGGUUAGAGUUUGAACAAUACCAAGAGGUGGUGGGAGCGAUCACUCCCCUUCAAAACCUGGAGAGCGAGCACCUAGUCCUGUUUCCCCAUGUUUAGUAUGUCCAUAAAUUAUGUUUCAAAACACACAUUCUCACAUGGGGCCAUCACAUCUACAUUCUGUUCAUCCCACCACAUUCUAGGAAGAUGUCUAUACAGUGGUACCUCAGGUUAAGUACUUAAUUCGUUCCAGAGGUCCGUUCUUAACCUGAAACUGUUCUUAACCUGAAGCACCACUUUAGCUAAUGGGGCCUCCUGCUGCCGCCGCUGCCAGAGCACGAUUUCUGUUCUCAUCCUGAAGCAAAGUUCUUAACCCGAGGUACUAUUUCUGGGUUAGCAGAGUCUGUAACCUGAAGCGUAUGUAACCUGAGGUACUACUGUAUAGACAUCUGCCAUUACCAACCUGAUGCCAUCCAGAUGUUUUGGCAAUGGGAGUUGCAAGCCCAAACAACUGUGGAAUCAGUUGGUGAAAGCUGCCCUACAUACAUCAACCACUUUAACCUCAAUAAAGGACCCAAAGAAAAUGUGAAGCCUUAUGACCAACCUCAAAUCCUGUGCAGGGGUGACUAGUGUACUCAAAUAUUGGUGGUGCUAUAAACCAAAACCACCCAAGUCACAUCACUGGUGGGUCAGGAGAUGGGACAUUGCAGAGCUUGGCAGCUGUUGGAUCUGAGCUGUGGGCAGCAGUCUGAGGCGAGCUGGGAACAAAUCAACAGGACUCGUUGGACUCGCCAGUGGUCAGGAAGACCAAGAAGCAAAUCAGGAGGACCGAAGGACAAGCCAGGAGGCGGGACUGCAUCACAGCUGCAUGCUGACUCCUCAGGACAAGUUGAUUGAGGAGCUUUCUGUGUUGGUAGCUAAAAGCUAUCUGCCACAUGCACUCAGACUUUCACAAAUUCUGUUUAAUGGAAGACUGUAUAUAAAAGAACCUGAAGCCUUGCUUUCUAAGAGGCACUGUUGUCUCGGUAGUGCAAUGCAAUCUUUAAUCUGAAAGUCAAGGACAUAAUCCUAUCACAGAAGCCGUGCUAGAGGCACCCAAUGGCAGCGUGUGCAGACUGAGCUAGCUGAAAUAUGAGUUGGAUUCUAUCCUAAGCAUAUUUCAGCAGACAGUCAAAGCUGUCUCCUUCUCAGCUUGCCCACCCCUAGUUAAUCAAGGGGAAAGCUGCAGAGACAUUUACAAGUUUCCCAUCUGUUAGCUCACCACACUCAGCCUUUUUCUUGCCCUCCCCCAAUCCACUUGGCCUUUGAGAUUUUUGGAUGGGAGAAUAGCUCUGUUUCCCCAGGUCCUUUUCUUGGUCCAGUUUGUUGGAAAAGAAUGAGUGGACAGGCAAAAAAUGGCUUUCCCCGGAAAAGUGCCUAGUACAGGAGACCAAUUCUCACAGGCUGGGCUUGGGUGUGUUUUAUUUAUGAGGAAUCCCUUGCCUGUUAGCCCUUGCCUUUGCUCAUGAAUCAAUCCAAUAUCUGAAAGGGAGAGGAUGCUUUCAUUGACGGCUUGGAAGGCAAUGGCCUUAUUAAACACCACUUUUCUAGGUCCUGCUGAACAACUGUUUUCUUUGAUCAAAAUGAUAAAUGAACCCCAGAGAGAGCUGCUGAGAAAAGCUUAUUCAGCAAAGCAAAGGCUCCCAAGUUAGGAGCUUUUGCAUCAGUCUGGAUCCUCCUGUUCCCUUGUGAGAAGGAAAUGCUAAACCAGGGGUAGCUAGGUAGGUUCAUAGAGGUCCACACAAUAUUGUGAUAUCAACCUGGCCAAGGGGAUGGAUUAUAGCAGGGCUGGGGGCAAAGCCCAUAGAAGGCAAUUUAUUCAUCCUGGGAAGAAAUGCUAAUAUUUAACCUGGCCACCUUACCAGCCACACAUGAUAGGGGGCCACCACAGAUCAACUGAACACAUCCUUGAUGGCAGCUGUGGCACAUGCAUGUCAUAAGCAGAAGUACGUGAAUAGCAGAAAGCUCAGGCAGGAUACCGAAUGAUCAUUCUUAUUAAAAAGCUGAUGGACCUGGACCUUUACUCUACCAUCUGUGAUUGAAUUAAAAACUUUCUGAAGGAUCACACACAAAUAGUGAGGAUUGGGCUGUCCCCUGAGUUCGCUAGAUGACAUCAUGGGAGUGAGGAAAAUUCUUAGGGAUGACUCACACCCUGGCCAGCACCUCUUUAAACUCCUACCUUCGGGCAGGAGAUACAGAAGUACAGUCAGCCGCACCAACAAGUUAAAGAACAGUUUUUAUCUGUGGGCUAUUGGGCUGCUGAAUGGAAAAAAAAUAGUGGUGCAAUUGACUUCCAACAAGCACACAGAGUACGAACAAGACUGAGUGUAUGGGGGGGGGUCGCUUAAUUUCACUGCACACAGGUGGUGUAGUGACAAUAAAGGUUUAUUAUUAUUAUUAUUAUUAGUCGGUCAAGCUGAAUAUUGUCCAUGCUGAUUGGCUGUGACUCUGGAAAGGCCAGACAUAGAGCCUGGCUGGGACCUUUCACAUACAAAGCCGUUUCUCUACCACUCAGCUACGGCACGUCCCCAUCACUAUGAGUCACACUUAUAAACAACAUUUUAAGAGAUUUAGAAGAAGUCCUAGGGCUACAGUCCAAACCCCUUUGCACCAGCCUAGGGAGGGAUAGGAGCCUUGCCAGACUCCAGUGUCCUCCACCAGAGGACUUUCCUGUUUCACCUGCCAAGCUUGCAUGCAGGGAGUGCUGAGCCAACUCAGGAUCUGCUGGGACCUGAGCCAGCCCAGCCGCCAUCACAUAACAGCAUCGAACUCCAGGCUGGCCUGCCUGCCUGGGGUGAGCGGCAGAGCUCUGGAUGUGGCAGUGGCCCUGCUGUUCUGUUAAGCCCUGCUGCUGCUGCUGCUGCUGCUUCUGCUUGGGGUUUGGACUGCAGCUGACAUUUUACAGAUGGGGAAGACUGAGUCUAAUUCCAAAGAUGAUAAUUAAAUCCAUUGCAGAGAAAAGACACACAGCAGAUAAGAAAAAGGACAAACUACAGAUCAGUUCGUGCAAAUGAGGGCUGUGUACGCCGCUCCAUACACUGAAAGCACAUUUCCCACAGAAAAAAUCCUAAGAACUGUGGUUUGUUAUGGGUGCUAGGAAUUGAACAGUAAACCACAGUUCCCAGGAUUCUUUGGUGGGAGGCAGUGCUUUUUUUCUAGAAAAAAUAGGUGCCAGUACUCACCUUGAAGUUGUUACAGUGAGUGCCACACUUUUUAACAACAAAAGAGGUGCCAGCGCUGCGUACCUUUGAGUACCUCCUGAAAAAAGCACUGGUGCGAGGUGCUUUAAAUGUAUGGUAUGUAUAAAGCCUAAGUACCCUAUUUUUCCAUGUAUAAGACUAGGUUUUUUCCCUACAAAAUAAUGUCAAAAAUUAGGGGUUGACUUAUACUCUGGGCCAUUUCCCCCCCAUUUUCUUAACUCUGAAUCCCCCAAAAUAGGAGGCGUCUUAUACAUGGGGGCAUCUUAUAGAUGGAAAAAUACGUUAUAUGGUCAAGGAAUUAAGAUCACAGAAGACAUUCUUGAAAAUGUUUACUAGUCCCAAGGACAAUUAAGUGACUCUACUGCCGUGGCACAGAAUUCAAAUGCAAACAGCCAAGGUACAUAGAAGCUCCUCACAUCCAAUGUACUCCAGAAAGUCUGUAUCACACCCACUUCACACGUUCCACAUCACACAACCCAGAAAUCCUGCACCAUACAGUAAUAAUAAAUAAUAUCGUAAGGAAGCAGUUUUAAUAUGAAUAAUACAAAUUGCAAUGAAAUAGGUAUGUACUUCUAAAAUAUUUGAUGCGGUUAUUUUUCUCCAUGUAACCAGAAAUAUAGGUGCGUACCUUUGAGUACCUCCUGAAAAAAGCACUGGUGCGAGGUGCUUUCACAUGUGAUUAGGGUGGAAGUCCUCUUUUUCACCUAACCACCCUACAUGUGGAUGGAAAUAAAGAUGCUCUCAGCAGUGGGGGCCUUUGUGAUUACUAUAAUAGAAUUAAUAUGGCAUUUUAGUUUGGACACAGACAUGUGAUUUUGUAUGUCACUAAAGAUGCUUCAGGGGAAAUAUCCAACUGUUCUCUCUUUCUCUGAUCAUUCUGUAUGCAUUUACUUACAAGUCAGUCUUAAAGAAACUUACAAUAAAUGCAGUCUUUUGCACACUGAGGUCAUAAUCCAACCUCCCUUAGUGCCAGGCGGGCAUGGAAGGUAAGAUGGGAUGGAGGUGCAUUUUAUGCCAGCAUGUGCUUGUGGAGUGAUGGCAGCAUCACUCCGCCAGCAAAGAGCUUCCCCUCCUCCCUGCUGGGUCCCCACUGGUUGUAGCCAGCAGAAAUCCUUGAAACUGGUCCAUCCAGGCCUGAUCGCUGCACCAGCUCCAUUGAUAAAAGUGGUAUUAAGAACAAUGUUGCAGCUCUGCUUUCACACAGAUCACUUGCUAUACAACACAGGACUCCCACGCUAAAGAAAUAUAUACUUAGGAUCAAACAAUAAUCUUCCACUUAGCUAUGCAUGUGUGUGUGAGAGAGAAAAUGAGAACGCAAACUUCUCUGCACCUUCAGCUGAAUGCGACACACACUUUUGCAAAGUUGUAAGCAGCAGGGAAGCUACUAGGUCCUUAACCCUGCUGUUUAAUGGUGGGGAACAUUACAAACAAACAUAUCAGGAUAAAGGGAAACAAAGCAAAAAACUGAAAGACACUUCUGUUUUUAAGGAUUAAAACAUCACACCCACAUAUAGAGGCCACAGCUAAUUACAAACCAAAGACCUGGUGAAAAAGAAAUGUUUUUGCCUGGCGCCUAAGGAUCGCACCAGGCAAGCCUUCUUGGGGAGAGCAUUCCACAAGUGGGGAGCCACCACCAAAAAGGCCCAUUCUUGCAUUGUCACCCUCUGGAAUUCCCAUGGAGGGGACACACAAAGAAGGGCCUCAGUUGAUGAUCACAGGAUCUGGGUUGGGUCAUCUGGGGAGUGGCAAGCCUUGAGGUACUGAAGUCCUGAGCCACAUUAGGCUUUAUAGGUCAAAAAUAGCACUUUGAAUCGGGCUCUGAAACUAAUUGGUAGCCAGUGCAGUUAGGCUGGGCUUGGUGUUAUGUGCUCAGACCAUGUUACCCCAGUGAGCAACCUGGCAGCUGAAUUCUGCACCAGCUGCAGUUUCUGAACUGUCUUCAAAAGCAGCCCAGUGUAAAAUGCAUUGCAGUAAUCCAGCCUAGAGGUUACCAGAGCACAGACAACAGAAGUUAGGCUAUCCCUGUAUUACGUGUUGGAGCUCUCUACUCAUCUUCUGGGAACUAUGGAUCCCAGGUUUCCUUAUGAGGAGGGAAUGGCUAUUAAAUCAGAUUAAUGUCUGCCCUAAAAAUUACCAUGUGAAACACUCUUUUGCCAGAAUAAGUCAUUAGCCUAUGUACCUAAUGAAGAUGUGGGGGUGCAGUUUUGGCGCUGGGAAGUUGGACCAUGCCAUUUUUCAAUAACAGCAUCUGCUGGUACAAAGGGACUGUCUGGCAAAUCCUUUCCUAGAUAAUGAGUUAUUAGAGUAAUUUUUCUUUCAAGUGCUCCUGAUAGCCAGGGCUGAUGCAGUAUCUGUAUCUUCAAAAAGCAAGCAUGCAAAGGGUCACAGAUGUAGCUGAAUCUAAAUUUGUUUUCAAACACAAAUGUUUGCAGGAAAUGUUGCCCAUUAUUCUCUCAGCUGUGCUAAUUAGGGAACUGUUCCGACUAUGUGCUGAUGGCAAAGUGUUAAUUAGAGUGUCACCGUUACAGUCUGUUGUAAAUAAAUGCAGGGGAAGGGAUACCAUGGAAGUAUUGCCAGAAUUCAACACAACUGCUCCCCGCUGCUGCUGCUGCCACCAACUGCUGGUUUUGUAGGGCACAUGAUCUCCACCAGACAUGAAAAGGAUUAGACUUAGGCAAGGAAGGCAGAUAAAUUUAAUCUGAGCAUGGGAUGGCCAGAUGCAGAUUCAGACAGUGCCCUUACACCAUUCCAUGUAAAGCAUUUCAGCAGGUGCAGCUUGCAUGAUAAGCAAUACCUGCUGACCGUUCCUCGUCUGCACAAGUAUGCAAUGUGCAAGUUUCAUCCUCUUUUGCAUCUACCCACAAUAGAGCAACAUCUGUUAGCAGAAUAGAAAAGUCAGCAUUCUUGGUUCUUUCUCCAAGCAGAUGUGGAUAACAAGCAUGCAACUGAAUUGAGAUACCUUCACAGGAUGAUUCCUACUCCCCCACUGCUUAAUUGGUACAGACCAGGCAUAGGCAAACUCAGCCCUCCAGAUGUUUUGGGACUACAACUCCCAUCAUCCCUAGCUAACAGGACCAGUGGUCAGGGAAAAUAUAUAGGGACAGUGAGGAAGAGGAGGAGGGGAAGCUCCUUGGCAGAAUGCUGCAAGAAGUGGAAAUGCUUUGCAUAAUCGGUACAAUUAAGAACAAAGCAAACGUUUCCAAGAAGGUAUAUCCAUCCUCUGUUGUAUUGCUGGGAGGGAGGGGACAUCCAAUUGCACCAAAGCAGCACACAAAGUGUAGGCUUGCCAUACGUCAGGAAAAUUCCUGACAUGUCCUGGUUUUCAGAUGUAAAAAUAGCGCCAGGGGGGAAUUUUGCCGAAUCAGCAAAAUGUCCAGGGAAACCCAGAGGCUUUGUAGUUGUCAGGAAUUUUUGUUGUUGUUGUUUAGUUGUUUAGUCAUGUCUGACUCUUCGUGACCCCAUGGACCAGAGCACGCCAGGCACUCCUGUCUUUCACUGCCUCCUGCAGUUUGGUCAAACUCAUGCCGGAAGCUUCGAGAACACUGUCCAACCAUCUCUUCCUCUGUCGUCCCCUUCUCCUUGUGCCCUCCAUCUUUCCCAACAUCAGGGCCUUUUCCAGGGAGUCUUCUGUUCUCAUGAGGUGGCCAAAGUAUUGGAGCCUCAGCUUCAUGAUCUGUCCUUCCAGUGAGCACUCAGGGAUGAUUGCCAUAAGAAUGGAUAGGUUUGAUCUUCUUAGAAUCAUAGAGUUGGAAGAGACCACAAAGGCCAUCGAGUCCAACCCCCUGCCAAGCAGGAAACACCAUCAGAGCACUCCUGACAUAUGGUUGUCAAGCCUCUGCUUAAAGACCUCCAAAGAAGGAGACUCCACCACACUCCUUGGCAGCAAAUUCCACUGUUGAACAGCUCUUACUGUCAGGAAGUUCUUCCUAAUGUUUAGGUGCAGUCCAAGGGACUCUCAAGAGUCUCCUCCAGCACCAUAAUUCAAAAGCAUAAAUUCUUCGGCGAUCAGCCUUAUUUUUUGAAAUAUGGCAACCCUAACAAAGUGCCACUUAGCCAGCAGUGGGGCAAGGCUGAGUGGUUUGGGAUAGCACCCAGGGAUCCUUGCGGGAGCUGGGAAAGAAACACACAACAUGAACCUUGGUGUGCAUGCAGAACAAAAACCAUGGAUCGGUUUCUAAACAAUAUUUAGUACACUGCACACCAUGGCUUAGUGGCCUAUCAACUUUACUUCAGAACUUCCUUGCAGUAGGUAAGUGCAUGAGUUUGGUCUCUGGUCUGCCUUUUGCUGUAUGUUUCUCUUCAAAUGAGGGGGAUAUAAAGGAUAUAAAGGCAGUGUCAAAGAGCGUUUGCUUUAGAUACAGCAUUUCAGUUAUUUGCUCCAAGAGCCCGCAGUCCCGCAUAAAAUCUGCUGGCUAAAUAUAGCCGGCACCCUAUAAAUUAAACACAGUGUUUUCUUUGCACUUACAGAGGGUUUGUCCAGCAGUAUUUUUAUCCAUAGCAGAUAGAAACACCAAGGGAGUUUUAUUUAUUAUUGGAUGUACAUAUAUCACUUCAUUGCCAUUGGUCAGGAACAUUCUUUUAUAAUAGCUUAUGUUUCAUCCCCCUGCAAGCCUCGAGUCCUAGUAAAGACUUUCAUUUGAAAGCUCUCCCUUCUUCUCGCUGCCUUUCUUCUCCUUCAAAGGAAAGGUCUCUUCUCUGUGUUGGCUGCUGUUGCAAACUCCUCAGUAUAUUAAUAAUUCUUUCUAAUUUUCUGAACAGCGAGGACACCGGAAGAACCUCAUUAUUUCUCCUGCGCUGCAUUUGAAGAAGAGCGUUUUUGCAAUAACAGAGUAGGGUGACCAGAUGCAAAAGAGCACAGGGCUCCUGAACUUUUAAUAGUUGUGUAGAAAAGGGACAUUACUUGUCAUAGAAGAUACACCUGUUGAAACUCCCUCUUCUGCACAAUUAGGGAAAAUUGCAGUAGCCCUGACCAUUAUUAUUAUUAUUAUUUGCUUCUGGCCAUCUUAACAGGCAAUGCAGUCUAGUGAUCAGAAAAAAAACACCCCUAAGUUUUACCAUCACUUAUCCAAAGAUUUAAAACCCUUUAACUAGCUUCUGUCAUUUGUUUACACAAUCCUGGGUUAUGUGAGGACAGAAGAGAGCUAAAAAGUGAAGACAGAGCCUCUGGGUCUCUUUCUUUUCUUCUGCCUUACUUACCUGUUCAGUGUGCGGUGAGUUGAGUUGAAAAGGAUUGUCCUUCAUUCCCAAUUUCUUCAGGGUUCCCUAAAUGAACUGAGAAUGAGGCUGCAUCUCCUAAUGGUGUUGCCUAAACAUCCUUCACAAUUGACAUAUCUUCACAGCAUUUGUCUAUUUUUUCCUUCUCAGAACCACUUAUAUGAGUGACCUUCACAAUAUCCGCAGGGAAUGUGUUUUGCAAGUGAAUCAUAUGUGGCAGGAAAAAGCAGCUCUCACUCAUUUUAAAACUACAGCCUUUGAAACCCACCUUUUUUGCCUCCCUCUCUCAUGAGGUGAUUGGUAUAUGCUAUAACUAGGGAUGGCAGAAUCUGCCCAUUUCGGUUUCUCUCCAUUUAUCAUUUUUCCAACCUGAAAGACAGUCCUCCACAUUUCCACAUAGGUGUGCAAACUUUUUGUUCUUAAAAGAAGUCCUCAUAAAAAAUCACCAGCAUUUUUGUGCAAAUUUUUCUGAAUCUAUGCAUUUUUGUUUGCAGUUUUGUACCUAAUGCACACAUUUUUACAAAACAAAUUGUGAUAUAAUUCAAUUUUGCAUGGUAUCUUCGCUAAUAUAUGCGUUUUAUGCACACCACCCUAGUCUAUGGAUUUCUGUGCACAUUACUUGGCAGGAGAACCGUGCUGAAAAAUUUGGAGAAGCGCGACUUUCAAAUGAUAAAUGUGUUUCACGUAUUGUUUCGGAAGUGGGGAAUUAGGAAGCUUCACCUUUAAAUGCAAACUGAAUCAAAUUUCUUCCCUAUCCCUAGCUAUAAUGUAGCAGCUCCCUGAGGUCUCCUAUGCACAGCCCAAUGAACCUAAAGCACAUGUGUGCAAGAAGGUCCCAGGUUCAAUCAUUGAGGUGUCACUCAGGGUAUGGCUGGGAAAGUCUCCUGCAUAAAACCCCAGAGCGCCACUGCCAGUCCAUGUCAACAACACUGAGCAAGAUGGAUCAAUGGUCUGACUCAGAAUAAGGCAGCUUCCUAGGUUGCUCCUUUCUCAAUUGACUGGCAUCCCUAUCAGAAAAGGAAUCCUCCCCCCCCCCCCCACCAUCUGCUCAUCUCCGUUUCUUUUGUUUUCCUCUGAGUUGGUGGAAAUGCCCCUUAAUUCCCCCCUCCCGACAAACACUCACUUCUGGUUUGUAGCAUAGGAACCAGAUUCUGCCAGGUUAUUUUAAGUGUACUUGAUGAAAAAAAAAGUCAACUCUGAACUCUUGUCAUGGCUAUAUUUAGCUGGAACUUCUCUCGCUGGGAUUCAGACUCUAUUUGGAAACUGCGCAGCUUGGUGUACAGCCAAACCAUUUCUUUUUUACACAGACAUCCCUCAGCAUAUGGCAAAGGGUUUUGUCCCUCUCUGUGUUUUAUGAGGAACUGUCAUUGUUGCGCUAACCUGGCCAGCUGAAGAACAAUGCCUUUUACGGUGCAUCUGACAGGGUGGGGAAGCGCAUGGCUCAAUUCUCCUGAGGCACUCUUCAUAGAAACCCAGGAUUCCUCUUUUUUUUAGCCUACCCAGUUACAGGGAUAAAAGGUCAGCACUCCUACUCUCGGAAGAAAACAUUUUAGUCAUUUGGAAUCAGGAUCCUUUAGGCCAGGGCUGGGAAACUCCGGCCAUGUAUCCUGAUUAGGCCCUGUAGGCCAUUUUGGGUGACUCAGCGCCAUCUUUCCCCAUGCCUUGUGUUAUAAACGACGUCAGGCAGGAGGAAGUUCAAGCCGCGCCUGCAAAGGGGGAAUCACCCUAAGUGCGCUCCUGACUCUCACAGCUGCUACAUUCUGAAUCUGGCACCUGUUCCUGUCGCCCUUCAGGGUGAUGGGAAAAAGGCCCCAGGUUCAAAACGUACCAGCUGCAAAGGAAGAGCUCAAGUUAGCGUGCGCUCCCAUUAAUUUUGCAGCCAUACUUUUAAGAAGAGCGUUGCUUUGCAGCCACGGCUUGAAUUCAAGGACUGUUGCUCAGAACAGCUACACAGAGUGGGCCUGAUCCACAUCUGUGACCGCAAGCAACUAAUUGGGGGUGUGCACACGAAUCUGCUUCAAAUGAGAGCUUUCUGUCCAGCCUCCCCUCAUCCAAAUAGAUCAUGGUGUACAUCAGAUUGGGUCCCUAUACACCUGCUGUUUAGCAAUGGGAAAACAAGCACAUACUUUUCCACAGGGGUCCUAAUUUGGCCCACGAGGCCAUUUUCUCUAAACCACGUCCACCUGCCCCACACUGGCUGUCCUAUGUGAUGUAGGCAAAGACACGGCUGCAAACGGUUGGAAGCUUAAAGUGCAUUUCCAGUUGUUGUUUGGCUUUCUGACAUCUCCAAUCAGCUUAUCGCUGUUGACAGCCAGCCACUUUGAGCGUGUAUCCGUUUGCAGGUGCUGUUUAAUGAAGUUAAAUCAUCAAUACUGAAAUUAAAAUGCAAUAAUAUGUCCAUAUGGGAGAUUUUAUUAAUUGUGUUCAUUCGGCACACCCAGCGAACAUCGUUCACGCAGUACUUUUACAGUCUCCACAUGGUGAGCACAUGGGAUCACAGCCUGUAGCUGUGCCAUGUAAGGCUGUAGGAUUAGAAGACCAAGUGUUAUUAUUGUUUAGUCAAUUUAUGAGUUGUUUGGCACAUAAGAAGUUUCCAAGCAACUAACAACAUUAGAAAACAGAAAGCGUGGCAUAAAGGGAGAAAAAGUCUAUUGCGUUACAUAUGAAAGCCUAUUUUAAAAAAUACAAUAGCCUGUAAAACAAAUAGCAGCAAUGUUUUUGUGUAAGAAAUUGGUGACAUAUCGUGCUGCCCCUUUCAUCCUAUGUGAUUUCAAGCAUUAUUCUGCUGGAAAAGGCACUGCCCACAUAAUAGGCUGUCUGGAACCUCAUUAGCUGGCUGCUUAUGCAUCACCAAAAAGGAUGGAAGACAUAAUCUAAAAGAGCAAAAAGUGGGCAGAUUUGCAUAAGAUCUGCAUUUGCUAAUUCACAGAUAGAAUUUCAAUAAUAAUAAAAUAAAUUUCACUCUUAGUGGGGAAGAAUGAGACCAGGUGGCAUUCUGCUGUUCAAUCUGUUGUCCAAAUGUUCACUUACAGUGGGCAACUUCAGGAGUCCUCCUCUCCCACCUUACAUUUUUUUAUCUAGGUCCAGCCAGCCCUUCAAAUAGAGGACUUUCCUCUGAUAGCUCAUCAAACGAAGGAUGGAUUCCUGCAAAGCAGAACAUAUGGCCACCCUAAACUUCAUAGCAUUUCAAUAAGCCAAAUACCUGGCUUGUUUCUACUCAGGGACAAGGCAAACUCAUGUUACAUAACCUUUAAUAAGCAGAAACAGCAACCUCAAUAAAAAACUGAUCACAGGGAUCAGUUCAGAUGCGCCGUGGUGUUUUGCACCUGUGACUCAGCCAUAGUGUUAUACUUGUUACUUGAACCAGAAAAGCCUUCAGUGCUUUGUGCCAAUUACAGCCCCAUUAUGAUUAUACAUUUUAAAAGCCUGGCGAAGGAGUUGGCCAUCAGGCCUGUAGGAAUCCUGCCAAAUCCUGUACAUCCCAAGCAGAUGGAUCUCGUUAAGAGAUGCCAAGCGGCUGAACCCACCUGGCCACCUCCUUCCCUGCAUUUCUUUCUCCAGCCAGCGCAAUAUGGCCUCAGCAGCAACCCGGAGAAGCAAAGCUGGCUUACAAAGAAAGUGAACCGCACACCUUUUUCCUUUCUAUCCUUAUAAGCUCAGAGGGGGAUGAGAGUAAGCGCCAUGUUCUUGCCUAGAUUGAAUUCUCAUCCAGUGAGUCAGGCAAAUUAAUGAACAAUCGGAUUGACAUGACCUGCUACAACAUACCUCAAUACGGUUCAGUCUGUGCUAUCAUUGGCUCAUUUAGCUUCACAAAUCAUCUGGCUUCAUGUGGGCAAUUUGGCUGCAUUAAAAGCAGGCAGGCUUUCUGCUGGAAUGAGAUGGAUUUUGCUAACUGAAAGUCAGUCCUCUCUCUCUGAAUCACUUGGUUGCCUUUUCGAUCUCACAAAAUCUGACAAGAUUCCAAACAGGGCGACUUGGAGUAAGAAAAACCCUCGUAUGAAUAUCUUUCCUUUCAUCCUGUGCACUUAACAUUUUCAGGUGCUCUUCAGUGACUUGCCUGGGAAAGCAACAAAGCAAGUUUUGCACUUUGAAAAUACAUUGAUUAAUGGCUUCCCAAAUUCCGCUGGUGAUCUCCGUAUAAAUCUUACAGCACCAAACCACUAAAGCACCAAAAUGCAGAAAAUCAGACCCAUCUGUCUUCUUUUUGAAACAGAGUUUGUGGGGGAAGUGGGUACACACACACACACACACACACACACACACACUUUUACUGCAUUUCAAGUCAGUUUUCAUCCAUCACUAUCCUGGUAGUAAUCUUUGUGUAUGUAUGCAUCCUUAUUUAUGGGGCUGAGUUUUUCUCCCCCCCCCCUCUAGAAUGCUGCUAUAGAUGUGUAAUUGUAUCUGUGAACUGGCACCUGUACACAUUCCAAUCCAGUUAAUGCAAGAUGCCUCCUUAAUGGAGGGUCAUGAAGUAGCCAGAUUUACCUUCUGCUCAAAUGAAUUAGCAAGGUAUCUGUAGAGAAACCCUGCAUAGGCGCAAUGAUUUUAAAAAUAUUCUAAAUUGCCAAUAAAAAAAAAGAGGAGGAAGAGCAAGGCAGUGGUGAGGGAAGGAAAAUUAUGGGACAGUUUCCAACUUCUUAAUGAAAAAUUCAGGGCAUGUGAUAUAGAUAACCACUUUGAGGUUAUUUUUUUUACCAUCAAGCUGUGUAUACAUUUUAUGAAGUAAAAAUAUAUAAAUAAAAACUGACAGAUUACAGGGUGCAAUACUGAAUGUAUCACCAUGCACAAAUAACAAUCACUAGUAGGUCAUGCAAAAACUGCUUAUCUUAAUGCAUCCUUUAAAAAAAUGCAAGAUAUCUGGAAGAUAAUAUUCCUCCCAGAGGCAAUGCCUCAAAUAAAAAUCCUCUUUGGCUGAAAGAUCUAUGUAUAAAUUAUUUAACCUCACUAAUUGCUUAAUUGUUAAUGUUCCUGAAAAAGUGCAUUAUAAAGAAGAGAUAAGAGUCAAAACUGAUUCUCUUUGCUAGGGAUUUCAUCUUGGCCAAUGCCACAGGAAGCAGACACUGUAAAUCCCAAUAUAAGCAAAUUAGCAAUUUUAUGAGCUAACCAGCUGCUCAGCAGAAUUUUGUUGCAAUGCAUCACCGCCUGAGAAAGAACUCUGUGUGGCCUCCUUAAUUCCUGUUUUUCAAUGAUUUGGAACAUGUGCUAGUUGGACUAUAACACAUCCAUUCUACAGUUUGCCCGGUUUUAAAAACUUAAUUUUAGAUUAUAAUUAGACUGAGAGUUUUAACCAGAAAAAAACACCAGAACAUUCCUAGCUCAGUUAAUAACACAGGAUAGAGGAAAUAACGGUCAGGGCACCAGCAAGGAGACCUCUCUCACCCUCUGUGUUUUAGAUUUCAUAUGAUCUGUUCUCAGGAACAUCCUCUUGUUAUCAGGAGUUAUAAAGUGUAAUGCAUAUCUCUGGUUGUUAUUAUUAGGUAUAAGGGGAGGGCCAUACCUGAGUGGUCGAGCAAUUGCUUCGUAUACCAAAGGUCAUUGGUUCAAUCUCUGGUGUCUCCAGUUGGGGGAGGAAAUACCCUUGUCCAAAAUCCUGGAAAGCCAUGCCCAGUAGUGCCAUCAGGCCAGGACUUUGGAGAAGGAGGUCAGGGCCCCACUCGAUGGAAUGAGUAGGAGGGCCCCCAAACACAGCAUGGCCACAGUUUGAAGUAAACCUAUAGAGCAGAGAGGGCACUAAGUCCAUAAAGUGUAGAGUCUAACAGUACCUACCUGCAUCAUUGCUGCUGCCAGUCAGUGUGGACAAAACAGAACUAGAUGGACUAUGAACUUGGUAUACAGAAGCUUCAUAUGUUCAUGUAACCACAGUGCCUGCUUUUAAAAUUCUUUGCUUUUCAGCAGUUUAAUCUUGCGUAUUUUCAAAAGCAAGCCUGAAAAUGUUACUCUUGAUAGCUCAGUCAGUAGAGCACGAGACUCUUAAUCUUAGGGUUGUUGGUUCGAGCCCCAAGUUGGACAAAAGAUUCCUGCAUUUCAGGGAGUUGAACUAUUUGAUCCUCAUCGUCCCUUCCAACUCUACAAAUCUAUGAUUCCCCUCCCACUAGAGUUGCCAACCCUCCAGGUUUGGCCCAGAGUCUAAGCAUCAACCUGCAGCUCCAGGAAUCUUCUGAGGCCAGUCUUGGAGUUUUGACCAGCCACUGUUGCUGUCUCACACUAGAAAGGGGUAGUCAGGAAAUACGGUACAAGGGACUCUUGCCCUGACAUCACUACUCAGCUUGAGCCACAGCUACAAGGGGAUCAUUGAUUGACUCAGCUGCCAGGCCUGGGCAGUAGAGAACCAAACCACGGAAACCAGUCCCAAGUCAAUGUUUCAAAAUGGAGUUUGACCAGUGCACAGUGGAGUUAGGAGACUAGAAGUGCUGAGACAGUCUAAGGAGAGGCAGCAUGAAGGAGCUGGGCAUUCAUCCAGAGUACAGUAUGGUGCAGAGAAGCCUUCUGUAAACAGAAACAAAAGAGAGAGAGGUAGUGGUGGUCGCUGAAGAAUAUUACAGUGGCACAGUGAACAAGAUGAUGCAUUUGUGUGGUUUUAAUGAUGAAUGGUGCAAGCAAAAUGCAUUUAGGAGCUGGUUUCACAAGGUCAACACAGCUACCAGCAGAGAAGACUGGAUGCCACCAAGGGUCUUCAGUUAAAUAUUGCGGGGCGGGGGGAGAGGGGUAAGCUGUAAGGAGCCACAGAAGAAAGUCUAAGGAAUUAGAAAAACAACAGAAAAGAAUUCAACAGAUUUCAUCAUUUUGUACCAUUUCUCCCCCAAGAAAAUCUGGUUACAAUAGCAGAAGUGGGGCAGGUUUACCACAGAACUUCACACCCUUUAAAUUAUGCAAGCCAAGACUGCAAGCAAAAUGCUUCUAAGAAUAUUGUCCGAUUCUGAAAUUGCAACAGCAACACAAUCUUGCGCACAGACAAAAGCAAUCAGCACAACUGAAAAACAUUUUGGCACCCAAAUCACGAAAACCUUUGCGUAAGGGCUUGGAUGGUGCACAGUUGUUUUUUCAGUUGAAUUUGCUGUUUGCAACAUGAGACAGAGGAAAGUCUUCCUAGUAAGUCUUUGUUACUUUUCUGUGUCAGACAGAAUUAAGUGUGGCUAACUUGAAUUUUUGCAGUGACUUGACAAGUCAGUCAACUGUGAUACGUAUCGCCAUCAUUCCACAGGAGAAUGGUCUCUGUAUUAAGUGUGUCUUCUUAUGGAGCUGACAAUGCCUCUGCAAAUUUGUAAAAGCACAGAUCAGUGUAUCAGAAAUUAAAGCAGUUUAAUGACUACUUGAUAGAAAUUAGAUGCAGACAUCAUAUAAUCCAUACUUGCCUCAAACAUUGGAUGAGUGCUUUGAGUUUUUUUGCAGAACCCCCAAGUGCAGUCAUACCUCGUGUUGCGUCCACUUCAUGUUGCGUCUUUUGCAUUACGUCCCACUGCAACCCGGAAGUACUGGAACAGGUUACUUCCAGGUUUCGCUGCUCGCAUAUGUGCAGAAGCUCUAAAUCGUGCUUCCCGCAUGUGCAGAAGCACCAAAUUGCACUGCACGCCUGCGCAGAUGCAGCGCUUCAAGUUGCGGGCAUUUCACGUUACGGACAGGCCUCCAGAACGGAUUCUGUCCAUAACACGAGGUACCACUGUAUACAGUGAGGUUUUUUCCCCUUGUCCAAGAAAGUAGAAUCUGUUAUGUCCUUUUCUGAGUUUGUAGAAAUGAAAUAGAAAGAUGUCCUUCGGCAUGUACCAACAAAGUGCUUGUCACUUCUACCUGCUAUUGAACACACAUUACAAUGUUGGCCAGUACUGAGGUCAUACUUCUUUUCAGAGAAAGAAGAAUGUGUGGAGAUUGUGUGGGCAGUAUUCAGUGAGAAAGAACACAAAUUCCCCACUUAGUUAUGUUUGCUUCCUGCAUAACCUGAUGGGAAUCUUUCAGAUUGCUGUGAAGAAACAGGAAUGUAACAAUGUCAGCUGUACAAAUUCUAUGGAAGAUCAGCCCAAGUCAUUUUUAGCAAUGCUGAGAACAGAAAUUUCAGAAAGGAAACAAAUAAUACUGUUACACACCACCCACCCCAAUCUCCAAGCCGUGCAAGAUUCCAGGGUUCUAGGACUAGGUGCUUACCCAGGAUUCAUGUUUCCUUUUGGAAACAGUGGAGACUGUGGUGUCUUUACGAUAUAUGGUUUGUUCACACAUCUAUACAACCUGAGUCAAAUGAUGGAGGGGCUUACAGCAUUCCAAAAGGGUCUUGCUUCCUUCAUAGGCACAACUUGGGAUCAAAACAGAUACCGGCCAUGGCUCUUACUCUCGGUCCACUUUGCAGCCUUUAACAGACUGAAGCCAUUUUCCUCCAGCCUACAUCAUCCCCAACUGCAACCCUAAACUCUCCACUCUGCUUUGUCUCAGCUAACUAUCUCAGAGCUCAGGUAAGGGAUCCACCCAUUUGCCAACUGCCACAGAGUCUGCUUUGCUGAUAGCCCAUCUUCCCUGUCUUUGUUCUCUGUUAAUGGCCCAUCUUUCAGCAAUCUCCUGAACUCAGGAAAGUGGUUUGGCCUGCCUUAACACUUUGCUAAAUCCAGUGUCUGGCAGCCAGUGUUAGCACUGCAAGCAUUGAUGAAAUUCUAAUAUCUAUCAGACCCAGGAAUUUAGGGGAUACUGGCACCUACAAACUCACAAUACAUUGACAAAGUGCCUUGAAUACCUGGAGAAAUUGUAUGAUGUUGAAACAGCACCUUAAAAACAAAAGCAAGCGUCAGUUGUCUCACUUCACAACAAUGUGAAAAGUCUUGCUACAGAAGCCCACAUCGAGAUAGACAAGCUGCAUGAUGACUACUUUGUGUUACAGUAAACAAGGGGUAAAGUUGCCCUGAAGGAACAAAAUAUAGAUCAGAGAUGAGUGGAGGUGUUCAGAUGAAUGCCAGUGGGUAGUGGCAACCAAAUGAAGAAGCUGGUCUCUUCCACACUUUCCAUUUCUAUAACUAAUGCCUACCAAGUUGUCAGUUUAAUGGCACAACUAUGAGCCAAGAACAGAACCAAGCUGUGUGACAGCAUUGUGAAGUCAUAGUUUGCAACCCAAGCUCCCACUGAAAUCUGACCUCUUACCCCGGCAAAUAAAGCUGUAAUAUCCAUUUAUAUUCCACCUUUCUUCCAUUUGAAAGGGUUCUCUAAAGUGAAGGGCUGUCCAGCUCAGUCUCAGUAUUUAAAGAUAAAGAACCCUAAGAAGGGAGAGGCGGAGCCUUGAAGUUGCUCAUCAACAAUUAGUAUCUGGACAACAGAAUGAGGAGGCAUAAGGGGAGGACUUCAAUGUAGCACUAAGUUGAAGUCCCUUAGUGACAUGCUAGUGGUGCUAGCAAAAUGGCAUGUGCAAGAGAAGGAGCAGUAAGCCAACAUGGUUCUCGAGGUUGGUUGUGGGGCUACCUUUGAAGGUGCCCCAGAAACUUCAAUUAAUCGAGAAUGCAGCAGCUAGACUGUUGACUGGGAGUGGUCGCUGAGACCAUAUAACACCGGUCCUGAAAGACCUACAUUGACUCCCUGUAUGUUUCUGAGCACAAUUCAAACUGUUGGUGCUGACCUUUAAAGCCCUAAACGGCCUCGUCCCAGUACACCAGAAGGAGAGUUUCCACCCCCAUUGUUCAGCCUGGACACUGAGGUCCAGCUCCGAGGGCCUUCUGGCGGUUUCCUCACUGCAAGAAGUGAGGUUACAGGGAACCAGGCAGAGGGCCUUCUCAGUAGUGGCGCCUGCCCUGUGGAACGCCCUCCCAUCAGAUGUCAAUGAAAUAAACAACUAUCAGACUUUUAGAAGACGUCUGAAGGCAGUUUAAGGAAGUUUUUAAUGUUUGAUGUUUUAUUGUGUUUUUAAUAUUCUUUUGGGAGCUGCCCAGAGCAGCUGGGGAAAUCCAGCCAGAUGUGGAGGGUAUAAUAAUAAUAAUAAUAAUAAUAAUAAUAAUGCAACAGUAGGCCCGGUACUUCCUGUUGCACAACAAGCUUCUGCUAGUGCAACUGUUGCUCUGGGUUUCAUAUUGCACAACCAUUAUUCUUGCUCUUAUGCUAGGGCCCUUGCAUUGGCUGUCAGUGAAUGUUAAAUCCAGGCCAAAGUCACCUGUUCACAGUGUGCUCCACUAUGGUGAGAUGCAUUUUGAUUUAAAUUAUAGCAGUUGUUUCUAAAUUGGCAUAUAUCAAGUAUUGUUGUUGUUUAGUCGUUUAGUCGUGUCCGACUCUUCGUGACCCCAUGGACCAGAGCACGCCAGGCACUCCUGUCUUCCACUGCCUCCCGCAGUUUGGUCAAACUCAUGCUGGUAGCUUCGAGAACACUAUCCAACCAUCUCAUCCUCUGUUGUCCCCUUCUCCUUGUGCCCUCCAUCUUUCCCAACAUCAGGGUCUUUUCCAGGGAGUCUUCUGUUCUCAUGAGGUGGCCAAAGUAUUGGAGUCUUGGCUUCAUGAUCUGUCCUUCCAGUGAGCACUCAGGGCUGAUUUCCUUAAGAAUGGAUAGGUUUGAUCUUCUUGCAGUCCAUGGGACUCUCAAGAGUCUCCUCCAGCACCAUAAUUCAAAAGCAUCAAUUGUUCAGCGAUCAGCCUUCUUUAUGGUCCAGCUCUCACUUCCAUACAUCACUACUGGGAAAACCAUAGCUUUAACUAUACGGACCUUUGUUGGCAAGGUGAUGUCUCUGCUUUUUAAGAUGCUGUCUAGGUUUGCCAUUGCUUUUCUCCCAAUAAGCAGGCGUCUUUUAAUUUCGUGACUGCUGUCACCAUCUGCAGUGAUCAUGCAGCCCAAGAAAGUAAAAUCUCUCACUGCCUCCAUUUCUUCCCCUUCUAUUUGCCAGGAGGUGAUGGGACCAGUGGUUGAUGUUGAGCUUCAAAGCAUAUUUUGCGCUCUCCUCUUUCACCCUCAUUAAAAGGUUCUUUAAUUCCUCCUCACUUUCUGCCAUCAAGGUUGUGUCAUUAGCAAUUUUAAUGUGAAUCUGUGACCACUGUGUUUUUAACACCAUUAUCUAGGUGUUGAGGACCCUUUAGCAAACCCUAAACUGGACUGAGUCCACAAAGAAUAUCUUAUGCAUAUUUGUAAGCCUUUUAUAAAAAAAAGCUGCAUUUAAAUAAUUGUUUUAAUAGAAUCCAGUUUUUGCAUUGUUUCCUCCCUCUAUAUAUAAUUUUGUCUCUUUUAAAAUUUGAUUUGGUGUUUGUCAGCAAAGAAACAAAACAUCCUGUACUCACACAUAUUUCCUAUCUGCUGCUGUUCUGGCCCCAGCAGCAAGCACAGUGGUGUAACUAUGCUAUUGCAGUCAGUAAGGAAAAACCUUUAAUAUAUAUAAUAUAUAUCUCAAUCUCCAAAGCGCUUCUGUGAAAGCUAUAGACCUACAGGGAUAAUAACAGCAAUGGAUUCUGCUGAUGGGAGUGAGCAAGAGAAAGCAAAAGUGAGCGGUUUAACAUGAAGAAGUGGGGCAAUCAGAAUAAGGAACUAUAAAACCACAAAGGAGUAUAUCCAUAGAUUUACAAAGCAGCCUGAUGCCCUUUCAAAACACAUUUUCUGCACUUAUUUUCCCAACUGAAUCAUGGGGAUAGGCAAGCCAGGCUAGUUUGCUCUCACUUUAAAGCAAUAAAAUAAAGGCAAGGGAAGACGUUUUCUCCUGUUCUGGUGACUGAAUAGAAAUAACAGCCCUCAAAUAUUAAACACGGUUGCUGCAUGGGCUGGGGCACCAAUUAAGGAGACAUGGGGAUGACCAGUGACCAUACUUCCCCCACCUCUGUUUCAGGCAACAUAGGAUUUUUGCUCAAGCACACCUAUAUUUCUGGCUAGCUUAUUGGUUCUACAUAUUGGGAACCUAGACAUGAUAGGCCAUGUGUAUAACUGGCAGUGAAGGGGUUGACCUAUUUGAAGGGCUUUCAAAGGUCACUCACAUAUCUGAAGAUGUCCUUUAGUCCAAGUCUGGUUUAAAGGUAGCCUCACCCAUAAGAAGGUUAGGUACCUUGUAACUGCCCAUCAGCAGACUGAACAGCAGAAUAUAUGAAGACAGAAGCCCCCACAAAUGUGUAUCUAAAUACAAAAAUUAGCAUAUGCAAUUUUUAUGCUAAAUUGUGUCUUAUUUUUUCCCCUUGGGGGCACGUGAUACAUUUCCUUUUUUUUCUAGUGAUGCUUAAGUGCCUCUCCCAUUCUCACCCCCUCCUGAGGUUCCCUGCAGUGCUAUGUAUUGCUCAGUGAUCUUUAUGCCCAGGCAAAAACCUGAAACUGUGUCACUCUAGUUGUACAUGCAGCACUCUCACCAGUACACCAUACAGGAGAUCACUGUAGAGCAUGCUUCACUGGAUCCUCCACACCCACUUGCAGAAACUAUGCAGAUAUUGUGAACAUGCCACUUUAAAGAUCAAGGCCACAUCCGCACUAUAGGGAAAUCUGAGAAAUUUAUUCUGUGAGGGGAAUGGAGGUCUCGUAACACCUCUCAACACCCUUAACAAACUACAGUUCCCAGGAUUCUUUGGGUGAAGCCAUGACUGUUUAAAGUCACAUGAUACUGCUUUAAAUGUACUGUAUAGUGCAUAGGGUUCAACUUGCAUUUACCAUUUUAAAGACGUUUAUUUGUUUUUCGUUAACAGGAGCAUUAAUAAAGUAACAAGUAGAAGUUCCUACACAGUGAACAAAGUGGGGAUUACUUCUGAGUAGAAGUGCACUGGUUCAUGAGAGUUGCUAUAAUGUUUCCUGGAUCAUAGCAUAAUACUUUAGUUUCUUCAACAUAAUUAACGAUCUGUUUUAUAAUCCCACCAGCCCUCCUGCUCUUCUGUAUAAUUGGUUAGGUAGAUCUUACUCAACAAGGCCUCAUCCACACUUCCCUUUUGCCCUACACUUUCUAGGCACAGAUCCCUGCUUUCCCCAGGAAAACUCACUCUAGUACUGAGUCGGAACCAACAGCAAUUCAUGUUUUCCAGGAUUCAUUGGUAAAGGGUGGAUUUUCGCAGGAAAAGCACCAGGGCAAAAAAAACCCAAGUGCUUUAACCUAUCUUUGUAGAUGUUUCUUUAUGAAUCCAUCGUAUUUAUUGUUCUCAUUUGAGCCUCCCCCAAUUUAGGAAUACUGAAUGUAACUCUGAGAUGGGACCAAUACUGAGGUCAGUGCAACUAAGAAUUUUUUCAUAUGCUUUUGUGAAUAUUUUUUGGAAUGCAAUCCUCUACUUUUUUGUCUUUUUUUGGCAAAAGAAUCAUAUUGACUGUGUUUCCUUUGGGAUCUAUGACACUACUCUGAUCUUUUUCUCUAAUAGUGCUAUCUAACUUGUAAUCUUCGGCUGGUUUCUGUCCAUUUGACAUUACAGUUUACACUUGUCCUUAGUUAUUGGAUUUCACAUCUUUGCUUUCAUAUCAGUUCUUCAGUUUACAAAAUUCAUCCAGAGCGGUAUCUCAUGUUCUAUCUUGCUAUGCAAUCUGCCCAUCUGUCAAUAAUUUUGCCGCCUCUACCCAGAUCGGGGGAAAAUAAUAAAGAGUAUGGCAGUCAGAACAGAUCUACAAAUUGAACUGAUAUCUCCUAUCAUUUGAACACUGGAUAGCUGUCACCUUUAUGCUCUUAUGUAAGGAGCUUGCAGGCCCCAGUGGGAAGAGAAUGCUGACCUACAGGAAAGGAUUCUUACAUUUUCCUCCUUGAGUCGCCCACCAUGUUUACUCAACUUGUUUGUGAAAAUGUUAUUUAUUUCAAUUUCAGAAGGCUUGUGCCACCCUGAAUACGGGGUGAGAUUAAAAUAAAAGAACAUAUAAGUUGCCUGUUAAUAACAAUAAGAAAAACUUCCUCUCCCACCGGGUGCUAUUUUUGCAGAAGAAGAGGUGCUGGAACUCACCAUGAAUGCCUCCCUUGUUCUCUUAUAAUGGCAACGGCACCCACCUGAGAGGUGGCAGGACUGAGUUCUGGCUGGAAAAAGCCCUGCAGUCCCAUCUUGUGAGGGAGCAAUCAAAAUUAGGAUCGUGGUGCAUGGGGAAGAGGGUUUGGCCUCUUCACACAUGCCAUAGUCACAAGAAAAAUUGCCUCCAUGAAGCUAUUUGACACAGGAUGGAAACUGCUGUUAAUGCUCUACUUCCAUCAUAUGAAGAGCACAUCCAGGAGAUCAAGGAGCAGCAGGACUACACUGCUCUAUGUAGGUGUAGGUGUCUGCAUGGGUGAACACCAUGCUCUUUGUUGUACUCACCUUUCCAGAACCACAUUGUGGAGUGAUAUGAUGAACCAAUAUGCCCUCCAAUUGUACUGUUUAUGGGAUAAGAGCCCUUUUGGACUUUGUAUGAGUUAGCCACACCUUAGUUCCUAGCCUGUACAAGGGAAUUAACAGGAAGUCACAAACUGGUUCUGUUCAAAAAUUCCUGCUCCAGGGGCACAGUUGAGCCUCAGACAAGUCAUUUCCCCACAAGGGAGGAGACAAGUUUGGGGCAGGUAGGAAGAGUUGCAAAGGAGAGGGCUUAGGGCAGAACUGAGGUGGUCUCUGAACAUGAUCACCUUAGGGGGAGGAUCAGUCCCUGCUGUGUUGCCCUUAAAAUACUGCUGCCUGGAGCAAUGGCCUGGGCUGUUUGUUCAGUUGUACUAAUCCUACUGAGAAAGGACACAAAACCAGCACAUUCUUUCAGUAUUAACUAAUUGUCUUCAUAUGUGUGUUAUAUUUCCCAUGAAUACCCCAAAGGAGGAUAACAGAAAUCCGAGGGCUGCAAAUGCUUGCAUUCACAAGUCUAGCGAAUCAGAAAAGCUUUCUCAACAGUACGAAAUGUGUCACUGGUAUGCAAAAUUCUCUCUCGGCAGAGCUUUUGAUAAGACCUCAGUACUAAACUAAACCCACACACCUGCCUUUCAACUUGAAAGGACCCAUUUGGUUUUUCAGGGCUUAGGGGUCAGCAGUAACUUUUUCCAUGUGCUCUCCCUAUUUAGUUCAUAUCCCUUGUGGAGCGCAAGAUGGCAGACAUAUAUAUUCAGUAAUAGGGGCAAAGCAGUCAUCAUAGGCUCAGAGACAAUCUCUUCAUUAUUACUUCAUAUGUUCCCCCAAACUAAACCUUGAUCCAUUGAUGCAGCUAAGCCUUGGUUUGUCCUGGCUAAAGCUGAGCUAAACUUGGGUUUGUCAACAUUUGUCCUGGAGCACUGUCCAGUUCAGCACUCUUCCUCCUUACACCUGAUGGCCCAGUUCUUAUUGCACUUUCAUUACUGAGCAUCCGACAACAAUAGAAUCCAAAAAUAUAAAAUGGCUGGGGAGAGCACAAUCAAAGCUAACAAAUCAAAAACUGCUCUGGCACAAUGCCCCGGUGUUCAAAGGAGUUGCAGCAGGGAGGAAGAAGGGAUAAAGGCUUGCGUGCCAGUUGCUACCUGCCAAUCAGAGCCUCUUAGUUAUUUUUUGCACAUAUAUAAGUAGCUUUUAGGCACUGAGCUCUAAGCCCAGCUGUACAGUAGGUGUAGCUGAAGUGGCCAUUAUAUCCGCAGCAGGUGUCCUACUCAGGCAAUUAUUUCGGGAACAUUAGUGCUUUCAGAUCCUUGCCACCCUGCCUAAAAAUCGUGACCAAAGAAAUCACACAGUACCUAGUGGGCACCAGAAACCAUGAAUAAUAAGUAGCCUGGAUUUAUAAAGGAUAUAGUUCUUCAAAAAACAUGCUUUUCUUUUCUUAUGACAGAACUACAGAAUCAAUUGCUGGAGGGGAUGCAACAGUGUCAUAAAUAUAUGCCUUUUCAAAGCAAAGUCAUUCUCUCACACCCCUGACAUCUCAUGUACAAAAUAAAUUUUGUGUCGUCAGGAUGGGAUCUUCCAAAAGGGCUAUGAGCUGUAUGGGGGUGGGGGGAGUCUCUAGCUCCCCCCUAAAACAAGAAGAAUUUGUGCUCACAUGUAUAUGGUAAUUUAUUUAUUUAAAUACAUGGGUUGCUUUUUAUAUACAUUAUAAACCUGUUGAUUAGUAAAAUAUAUUGUACCAUGUGGAUUAUGCACAUACCUGUAUCAAAUACCAAGACCAUUUUUGAAAACAGGUCAAAUGACCACCAAAGUUCCUCGUCUUAUUACACCUUUUUGAAAUGCAACUCUGUAAUUCAUUUAAAUUUAUGAUAAAGAAGGAGAACAAAAAACUGCCAUCUGGUACAGUGAAGAGUUGCCUCUCCUUAAUAUGUAGAGAGCCAGCUUUUAUUUACUACAGUUGAUUCACCUUCUAAAUUCUGCCACCAAAUAUCUGUACUAAGCUGUUUACCAAUACUGUACCUUUAACUACAACCCAGUAGCUGUGAUAUUUUAGAUGUGAUACCAAACCAGCCAAAGACUUCUAUAAUUAAAUCCAAGUAACAAGAUAUUCUUUAUUUAUUAUAAACUAUAAAUGUAAAAUAAGGUAAAUACUAUAUUUCAGUUGUUUAUGGGGCUUUUUAAGACUUACACUUGCAUUAAUAAGGUUACUGUACUGUAUAUUUAAAUUACAGUUACAAAUGUUUAUGUAAGGCUGGCUGGAAAAGUGUAGUUCCUAACCCUAUUUAACUUACAUGCCAAGUACCCUUAGUCCCUCUGCCCCGGUUAAUCUCACUACCAGGUAUUGUGGACCACACCUGGUUUCCUUUGAGUCAGGCUUGCAGGCAGUUAUCUGGUCAGCUGCAAAAGCUCCUUACUGAAUCCCUCUCAUGCUCUUGUGGCCUUUCUUCCAAUCUCUGGCUUCAGCCAGUGAUUUAGCUCUACACUACCAGGAUUUCCCUAUCCUCAAUAGCCUCUUGCCACCUCACUUCGGCUCCAGCCUCAGCUUGUUCUUCACAGCCAGUCUUCUGUCAUUGUUCUUGUCUUCUUCAUCAUCUCUCUCAGCAGUGGCAGAACAAGCCUAUUUAUGUUCCAGCCAGCCUAUCCUUCAACCAAUCAGAUUAGUAUGGAACUCUCCUACUCGUCAGACCACUUACCCCAUGCAAUGAGUGAUCAAGAAUGUCUACCUAGUAAGCCAAUUAGAAGUGUAAUUUUGCAAUCCCCACCUCUCAGUAUUUAAAAGAACCCAGAUUCCCCCCAGACCAGACAUAUAACUAACCAAAAGCCAGCUCUCAGCCCCAAAGGUAUACUUACUAUUUCAAAUUUAACCCAUCAUGUUAUGUGAUCCCACAUACCCAUACAUUGUAUCUAAACCAGGCAUGUCCAAAGUCCGCUGGUUGAUUUAAUCCAGCCCCCUCCUAAAAUCCUAAAAAAAAAGCUCAGCAACUUUGGGGUAAAAUUGUGAAAAAAAGAGCUCAACAUCUUAAAUUCUAAAAACUUUGGUUGGCCCUCACACAUGUUCACUUCCUCAAAUCUGGCCCUCUUUGGAAAAAGUUUAGGCACCCCUGAAUUCUAAACCAAACCCUGUUCUAGUAAGUGCCUUUUAAAAGGUGAGUUCUCCACAGUUACCAGUGUAAUAGGGUGGGAAAGCAGGUUACGACAUAAUGCUGUCUAACUACUUGGAACCUAACCUUGAGCUUUGAAUUUUCUUUCCUUCUUUUAUGUGAUUUCACAGCCACCAAUCACACUGUUCAUAAUUCAUCCCCACCCUGCCCCAAGCAAGUGACUGCAGGGACAUGAGUUGCUUGUGCACUGUUGUGAGCACAAAUUUUUAAGAACAUUCUGCUUGGCUGGAAAAAAUAUAUAUAUUCACAGAUACCUGGAGGUAUUAGACUGAGAGCACUACUGAUAUCCUCUGAGACGCCUUUCAAGAUAUCUUAGAAGCCAAAGGCAGCUUUGUCAAACUGUUAGUAUUCUGGUAGGCUCUGGUCAUAGAAGUAAUACACAAUGAAUUGCCAGCCCUCCAUCAUUAAGAUCAACAUUCCUGAUGCAGUUUCACAGAUUAUUCUAAAGAUUAAUGCACUGAAACACUACAAUCAUAGACUUAUGAGGACAGACAAUUUUGAAAUAAAUGGUGGAAUAACUCACAAGGAGUAAAUGUACUGAUGUACCAGGUACAAAGCCUCUACUCUAUAUCUAUAUCUAUAUCUAUAUCUAUAUCUAUACACACACACUCCACCCUGCCCUUCCCGGUUUAAAAACCGGUCUCAGGGCGGCUAACAGCAAAUAUAAAACAUUGAUUAAAAUGCGACAUAAAAACGCAUAAAACAGUAUAGAAUGCAACAUAAAAUGCAGCAUCAAUAUCAAUAAAAUUCAAGAAUUCAGGGGUCAUUUUUUUUGGGGGGGGACCCAGUCAGUAGACAUCGAAUAAUCACCAGGGCUAACUGGCCAAGUUGGUCCUACUAGGGCCAGCAAGGAGGUGUGUGAAUAAGAAUUUAAACGUGGGGUCCAGGAAGGGUUUCUUCACAGAAGAGGAAAGGGAAAAGGGAAUAGAGGAUCAGGCUACUUAAUUCAAACUGAAGCUCCACUGGGGCUUAUGCCAUCAGCCACAGUGGCAGAAGAAGGAUACAGCAGCUGCAAUGUAUUCUUUGAUGAAACCAUAUUAUCCUGUUAAAAAGUGGACAGUGACAUCCAUCAAAUUCAGUUUAGGAAUGGAAGAGAAAUUCAAUUCAGUUCACGUUUAAAGGUGAAGCUAUCAAAUCUGCACUUUCUGAAACAAUAUAGGAACCAAAACGCAGCCAUCCUUCAAAAUUCACACUUAUCCAGCUUGCAAUGCAGUUCUCCAACCAACCAAUGUUUAGGAAAAAUACAUGCAUUAGGGGAAACUGCUUCCAAAAAUGUGUACAUUAAUUAAAACUGCAUUAAAAAAAAUGUGUUUAUAAUGAGAAAUUUGCACCAAAACUCUGCUGAUUUUUUGUUUUUGUUUUAAUUGCAAACUGCUUCAGAAAUCCUGAGAACUGAGUUUAAAAUUGGGAAAACAAGAAACGGAGGGAACCAAAACUGACAGGUCCAUCCCUAGUGACCACUCAAAAUAGGCAUGUUUUUGAGACAUUGCACUGUGGGAUACCAGAGCAAAAUCCUUGCAACACAUGGAAACAUUCCAGCUAUAAAUUGCGAAUGUCAAAUGACUUUAUAUUUCUGGGGAUAUAUUCAGUGUAGCAUGAAUUGAAGACCAAAUACAGAGUGUUGUUGUCAUGGAAGCGGGCUGUUCUAUUGGAGUCCUGUCUUUCAUAAGAUUCAGAUCAUGAGGUGAUUGGUUACCAUAUGCAGCAGGACAGACAUUCUGGAAAAGUGAGAGAAGCUAUACAGAUGUCCAUUUAACCACGCAUUCAAUUGUACAUUUUAGUAGAAAAAAGAUGGGGAAUUCUGAGGUAAUAGAAUGGACAAAGUUGCCUCAGGCUGCAGGGUUGAGGGAUUCCAGUUUUGACUGCUUUUGCAAGUAAAAAUCAAAUAGAAGAAAAGAAAAAGAAAAGACCCUGCAAAGCAAAAGGCUUUUGCUUGGGCACUGGCUUGCAGUUCUGGUAUUCCGUUUGCAUUAAGUCACUAAAACAAGGCAUAAUAUUUUUUAAAGUUUGUAAUUUUCCCUCAGUCUGAAUAACUCCAGUCCAUCCUACCACCUUGUUCUGCUGCAUGUAUAGACCAAGCCCACCAUGUCAGUAGCUAAUGUUUGGUAAAAUUCUCCUUAUGACUGGGCAGGUUGUGAAAAAGAGAAAGCUGACCCUGAGGUAGUUUGGUCUUCUGUGUGGGGUCUGAAUCUCAAUCAGUCUUGCUUUCUGGGGUUCAGCUGCGACAGCUUUCCUGAUUAACUAGCAAGCAGCCUAAGGUGUGAGGCAUGGAGAAAAUCACUUUGGGCUGGAGAGAUCUAUGCCUUCCAAUACUUGCAUCAGGGUUAGCAUCAUCAAGCACCUUCCAAGGUCUGUGCCUUAGGCUGGGGGGGGGGGGGCACUGGAGCUUCCUGCUCCUUGCAGUUGCUGAGCAAGCGAACAAUAUGAGGAGUUGUGGGAAGGAGCAGUAACCUCUGCUUAUCCUUGUCUCAUUUCCCUGGGAGGUAGGGUGGAUUAGCAAAGAAAUGGGCAGUGGCAACAGUGACAAGGAGGAGGGUGUGAGCACCAAGACCAACCCACCUUAAAUUCCUCCAACACCUGAAACUCUCAUUGGUGCCCUGAGGCCACCAUCAACAUCUCUGUUACCAGCUUACUAAUUACUAUAUUGCAUGUUGUGGAAAUAUAAGGUUGGACAUUAAGAAAAUAUGGGUAGGCCCAACAUCCCCUGAAAAGAGCCAGGGUGGUGUAGUGCAUACCCUCCAGCGUGUCGCUGCAGAAAACCAGGACACGCAUUUUCUGUCUCACAGUAGUGGGAAGAAAAGGAACUGACCCCACAUAUGCCACCCUGAGUUACUGAAAUGAAAAAUGAUGACGAAAAACAACAACAGGGUUUCUAAAGAACAGAAGGUUUAUGCUUCAAACAGGAGAGGACUUUAGUAAUAUGGCACCCUGAGCGAGGGCAAAAUUUGGGGACAUAAAUAUUUAUUUGGCACCCUCCCCCUCUUGCCUUUCCUUCUGCACAUGCUGUCAACUGCACUACAUCAUAGUUGCAGCAAUUCAAGUGCCCAUCUGUCUGGGGCCUUUGUGUAGGUACCUAUAUAAAUAUAGGUGGUGGUGUUGUUGUUGUUAUCAUGCACCCCCUCAGCUUGGCACCCUAUACAGGGUAACCACCUGCACUGCCCUAAAUACAGUGCUGCUUAAAAAUAAAUGUACCUGCCAAUGUAGGAGUAAUUUAGGCCAGGGAAGGGAAUCCUGUGGCCCUCCAGAGGUUGUUGAAUCCCAACUCCUAUAAACUAGGGUUUCCAUAUUUCAAGAUGUAAAUAUCCGGACACGAUUUCUCGGUUUACUUGCCAAAGAUCCAGGACAAUCCACCGCGUUCCAGAAAUUCUUCCCAGAUAUCACUUCUGCCUUUGAGAUCCGGGUAACGUCCAGGAAAUCCUGGACGUAUGGCAUCCCUACAUAAGCCUCAGCUAGCACAACCAAUGUCAUGGCUGGUGGGAGGCAUAGUCCUCAUGCAACAUCUGGAAAGCCAUAGGUUCCUCAUCCCUGGUUUAGCCAAUGAGAUAAACAUAACCUUAAAUAAAUUAUCUAAUCAAAUUCUCUCUCAGGGCUGUAAUCAUAUUCUCUCUCGGGGCGGCUCAGGCAGGUCUGUGGCCUCCUUGAUUAUAUUAUUUCCCAGGCCCCUGUCCUGAAUUUCCAACUUAUGUUUAAAAAUAAAUUAUCUGACCCAAUUACUUGUGGAGAGAGAUAUAAAGGAAAGUGUGUAGGCAGGAUCCUACCCAACAGCUGAGUAAGAAGCAACAAUGUUCCAGUGCCUCAGCCCAUGAGCGCAGAGGUGCCAAGAUAACUGACAAGCACCAGGCGCUUACUCUUAAAUGUCAUAAUAACACUGAUUCUCGUGUUAUUAAUAAUAUUUUAUGCACAUAAAUCACUUGAAUGUAUUCACUGUUGGGUACUGAUUCUACCCACCCCAUCCAUGAUGUCCCCGUAGACACCCCCACCACUUCCCCUUGACAUUAACAAUUAAUUAAUUAAUUAAAUUUCUAUCCCACCUAUCUUCCCAGAGGAGCUCAUGGCAGCCAACAGCAAGCACUAAAGCAGUGCAAUUGAAAAUAAAACAUUUAAAAUCAUUAAGAACAUGUGAGAGACAUUGAAAAACAACCACAUAUUCUCACCGCUAAUAAUUUCAUGGCUGCCAAGAAGAGUUGUCUUUCAGCCGUCAAUUGCCUGAGCAAAUAGGAACGCUUUAGAAUUCCUCCUAAAUGUUAAUGAGAGAGACAGACCAGAGAGGGCAUUCUGCAAGCGGGGAACUUUCACCAUGAAGGCUGUAUCAAAGGCCACGUAGGCUGCACCAGUGGUGAUACCCCAACAGGGCGUCCCCUGCUGAUCACAGGUUACUAAAACAGGUUAUGCCCACUUUUGAUCCAUUACAUGACCAGAUUAUACCUGGUAUCACUAACCAGUGGGCAGAAACAUCACUGCCACGCAAAUCAGCCUUUGUUAGACAAAGGGUGCACAGAGUAGUACCAGCCUCCUCUCAAAUGGCAGGAUAACAGGAGCAUGGUCUUUCUGGAGGACUGAGCUCAAAGAUCCCCCCCCCCCACUAUUGAGUGUAAAGGUAUUGUACGUACGUCUCACUGGAGGGCUUGUUUAUUUGUUUGUUGCAUUUAUAUCCCGCUUUCGUUCCUCCAAUGAGCUCAAGGUAGCGCACAUAAGUCUCCCUCUAUCCAUUUAAUUCUCACAACAACCCUUUGAGGUAGGUUAGGCUGAGAGUGAGCGGUUAGGCCCAAUAUCACUCAGGGAGUUUCAUGGCUGAGUGAGGAUUUGAACCCUGGUCUCUCCCAGGCAGGGUUGCCAUGUGUCUUCUUUUUCAUGGGUAGAGUUGUCAUAGCGACCCAUAGUUAAAAGUAGAAGUUGCAAAAUGUGUCCUCUUUUUUGCUCUUCAAAAAUGGGACCCAUUUUUUUUCCUUGUCAUGGUUGUCUGCUAGCCAACAGAAUAAUGAUUCAUUUCUUAAUAGUGCUUAAAAGUGAAUGGAAACUAUUAAUUAAUCCCAGGAAGGAACUCGACUAGCUAAUAGUAAUUAGAAAUCUCCACAGCACACAGGAGGAGUAAUUUCUGAGUCCAGCCAAGAUGGCUUUUCUAUAGCUAACAGAAACAAAUGAUUCAUAGCACCAGAGCUUUCAACAAGCAGCAAAGUCAUGAUCUGAUAAAGUGUCGAAUAUUAUCACACCAUAGUAUGCAUAUGAAUAAUCUCACUUAGGUAAAGGGACCCCUGACCAUUAGGUCCAGUCGUGACUGACUCUGGGGUUGCGGCGCUCAUCUCGCUUUACUGGCCGAGGGAGCAGGCGUACAGCUUCUGGGUCAUGUGGCCAGCAUGACUAAGCCACUUCUGGCGAACCAGAGCAGCGCACAGAAACGCCGUUUACCUUCCCGCCGGAGCGGUACCUAUUUAUCUACUUGCACUUUGACGUGCUUUCGAACUGCUAGGUUGGCAGGAGCAGGGACCGAACAACGGGAGCUCACCCCGUCACGGGGAUUCGAACCGCUGACCUUCUGAUCAGCAAGUCCUAGGCUCUCUGGUUUAACCCACAGUGCCACCCGCGUCCCUCUUACCUGGGAGUAAACUCCAUUGGCUUCAGUAGGACUUACCGUACUCCUGAGUAGUUAGGACUGCACUGCCAAUUUGGGAAUUAAGUAUAUAGUUUGGUGAACAUACUUAUGCCCUGCUAUGACUGUACAUGUUUUAUGUAGGUUCCAACAAUAUGCAACAUCUAAAGCAAGUUGGUUGCUUAAUAGGUUGCUGUUAAAGUAAAAAUUAAUCUGCUAAUUUUCAAGGCACAAGAAAAACCCAUAUAACUUUUUUGUGAGAGAAGUCGGGGGGGAGGGGAAGUGAAAUAAUCCUUUUCAAGGUAAUACCGUAAGUAAUACUGAAAAUAAUAUAAAUAAUACUUGUAUUACUGUCAAGAGAAGAAGAAAUUAAUGCAUACAGAGACAGAACAGGGAAAUUCAUAUAUUCACAUGUACCUAUGGAAGAUUUUUUACAGGUUUCCCGCAAACGUGCAUUUUAUUCCCGUUACCAGGCUUUUUUUCGGGGGGGGGGAUUGUUUUUUCUUAAAAACAUUUCUGGGAUUUUACUGGUUCCUCAUAUCAUAAAUUGUUCAUCUCCCCCACCCAGGCUUCAGUAUGUUAUUAGAUUCUCAGCAAAAAAAAAAACCCAGAGGGAAUCAGAAGCAAGAAGGUGAUGGAGAAGAGCUGAAAAACACAUGAAAUAUAAGCCUUCAGAUCAAAAGCAAAUUGUGGGUGAAUGUACAUGUGUGUGUUAUGUUAUGCAAAUGAGCUGAGUCUUCCCCAUCAACUUCUCGUCAACUUAAGACAUAAUUACUCUUUUUUAGCAUUUUGAAGUCAGAAAACCCUUUCUCUCUCUCUCUCUCUCUCUCUAAAUUUAUAUAUAUUCCAAAUUGAAUAUAGUGCAAUAUGAUUAGAUAUAAAUAAUACAACAUGCCUGAAAUAGUGUCGCCUCUCGGCAUUAAAGCAUGCACGUCAUGGAAAGAAAGGGGGAAAGCUUUUUAUCUAUUUUGGCAUAUUUUGUUUGCUGUGGUUUGUUUUGUUCCUUAGGAAAAUUCAACCUUUGCCAUGGAGGAAAAUGCUCAGAACCUUCCUUUGUUUUGUUUUUGAAGGAAAUUAACAGAGAGAUGAGAGAGAGAGAAAGAGGAAGCUUUUGACUGAAGGGCUGCCAUAAUAACACACUUGAGGGUUGGUUGUCUGAGCACACCAGGCCCUCCUGUCUUGGGAGCAGAACACAGCCUCAGUUGUGAUGUCAAGGGCUUGUCGUGUUGUACACACAAGGGACUGGUUCUGCAUUAGGAAAGAGGAAAACAUUGCAAUGGCCCUUCAGUUUUCUCCAUGUUCUGUAUAUUCUUGUGACUUAUACGGACAAUAUAUUUUUAGCAACAUGGUAGCAUUCUUGUCUUUCUGUCUCUUGUAGCAAUAAAUGUCCACUAGGGCAGAACUGAAAUGAUCACCACUCUCUUCUUAGGCUAUGAAGAGUCUCCACCCCUUUCACCAUUUUGUUUAGGAUGUGAAUUCAGCACCAUAGCUCAGAGCUGUUUUUUCCUUUCUUCCCCCACACAACUCCAAGGAACCAGGCAGAUCUAGCAAUGUGAAAGUGUCCCAAAGCCAAAUCAGAGUGAGGGCCAUGUUCCCUGCCCAAACUUUGACGUUGUUUCAUGCAAAAAAGGAGGGGGAAAAUGGUGCUAAGCAGCACUGCCAUGACUGCCUGGACCACAAACAAGGGCCAAAAAACUAAAUGGAGGGGAGGCACUUGUGAAGCUUAAUACCCCUGAAGUGUCCUUUCAAGACAAAAGAAAUUGCUAUAGAGAUAUUCAACUCCAUCGUAAUAUUUCCUUUUUCAGUUGCUCUGGCAAACUAUUUCCCUGCCCCCUCAAUUUUCAUAGUAUACCCAGAGGUAGCUGCUAAAAUAAGAGAUCUCCCCAGCAAGGAGUUCAAUCAGUGCCCUUAUGAUAAAGACGCAUACAUUUUGUAUGAUAGGAGAACCACUAUAUCAUCGCUAGUGGCAAGGUCCAAUUUUCAUGCCCUGGUUUAGAGUUUAAAACAGUUAACAGAAGUUAAUAACGAAGAGUCUUGUGUCAGCUUAAGUACUAACAAAUUUAUUACGGAAUAAACUUUCAUGGACUAGGGUCCACUUCAACAGAUGCAAAUAUCAUUUCCAGAGGGUCCUUUGCAGCGAACUACAGUCUACUUCAACAGAUGCUCCCUCUGGAAAUGAUAUUUGCUUUAGGGCUUGUCUACACUUCUGCUUGUCCUGUGCCUAGAAAGCCCAGGCCUGAGUGGUUUUCUCAGGGAAAACCCACUCUUUAGCGCUCAGUCGGAGCAAAUGGCAAUUUGGGCUUUCUCCAGCUGUUUGCUUCAACUGAGCACUAAAGAGCAGUUUUCCUCAGGUGAAAGCAAUGGGAAGAGGAAGCAUGGCUAAGCCAUUAGUUUCACAAAAGAAGAUUCUUAUUCUACUCUAUCACAUGGGUGCACAUGCAUUGUCUUAAAAAGAAAAACAAAUAUGAAGCUACCUGCUACCAUUGCCCUAUCGCCGGCAUGGCCCCUUGUAAUUGCAUUAUAGGUAUCAUAGUUAUAUUGUGUGCAGUAUUGCUGUAUUGUUUAUAUAUGUUGCUUCUAGUGUAUUUGGUUUGCACAAUCUCUCUUUCGUAAUUAUUAUUAUUUUUUUAGCACCCAUUCUUUUAAUUGUAAUUUGUUUUAACUGUUGCAUUUUUACACUGCUGUGACCUAUGUUGGGGUCUGGUGAUGAUGAGAGGGUUCAUAAAGCAUCAUCUCUUUUUUACUGUACAGUGGUACCUCAGGUUAAGAACUUAAUUCGUUCUGGAGGUCUGUUCUUAACCUGAAACUGUUCUUAACCUGAGGUACCACUUUAGCUAAUGGGGCCUCCUGCUGCCUCCAUAGCACGAUUUCUGUUCUCAUCCUGAAGCAAAGUUCUUAACCCGAGGUACUAUUUCUGGGUUAGCGGAGUGUGUAACCUGAAGCGUAUGUAACCUGAAGUGUCUGUAACCCGAGGUACCACUGUAUAUCUAAUGCAUGCACAGCCCCCAUUAUCCAUGCAUGGACUCAAGCAAGAGUAACCCAAUUACCUCUUAGGAUGUGUGAGCAGUGCUUGCCACCCUCAGAGUGACCUUUGUUAUUAAGGCUUUAACUGAAAGGCAGUGGUAAACUCAAACCAGGAACUCUGCCAGUAGGGCCCGGGACUUUUAAGGCCAAGCUACAAGUAACUUUAGAUACGUAUUUGCACUUAGUACACCCAGGGUUUGUUUUCUGAAGAUGCAAAUAGCAUCAGCUGGGUGUGGGGCUGAUAACUAAGUGUUGAGUGUUACCCUUUCCUCCCAUGUUGUGUUUCUGAGGAAGCUGGUGAUUGUUUCAGGGGGAAAUCCUCCAUGGUUGGCAAUGCUUCAAACUUUCUGAACCAAAAGGAGAGGCAGAAAUGCUUUUAAUAAGAUGAAUUAAACAUGAUGUGGCGACUGAACUAAAAUGGAAAGCACUCUAGCUGACCCCAAAGGGUCCCAGGAGGCACAGGAGACUGUCACUUUACUGAAGCCAAGCAGACCUCCUGGAAGCCACAUGUAUGGAAAAGGUGAGAUAGAAAUAAAAUAAAUAAAUAAAUAAAUAAAUAAAUAAAUAAAUAAGGGGUGUUGGUGUUGGUCAAGCAAGCCCUGGCUAGAGAAACAGCAAGCGUGAGUCCUUGCUCUCUUUGCUUGCAAGGCCAAUUGCCAUUGCUGCAGAUUUGAGGGGGAGAUAAAUCAGACUCAAUGGCCACUAGUGAAGUUUCCAUUAUGAAGGUGGGAAAAGCAUCCUGGUCUUGGCAAUGCCCUAAAAUGCUUAACUCAGAAAUGAUACACCAGUCCAAUAUGUUGAGCUUAUUAUGGCAACUGUUCCCACGGGCUUACGUUUUAUUUUGCCCUCUUAAUUUACUAAGAAUUUUGAUCAUCUUCACGACAAUCCUGAGAAGUUAAGGGGGGCAAACUGGUUGUGUGCACAUGUCUGCUAAGCACAUGAUUAGCCAUCCAGCUGCGAAGCAGGGGUUGUGGAGUCUCACUUUGAUCAAAAUGAGCAGGCUGGUGUGGGAACCAAAGUCUGCCCUGCCCCUCACAGCUGCUUUGAGCUGUUUUCCCCCAGCCCAGCUUCAAUACCAGAAGGUCUCCUUGAUCAACAUGCAGCUCUAAGUCUAGACAUGUGGCAUUUCACAUGUUUUUGUUGCAGCACAGCAUGUUGGAACAAAAUGAUCUCCUCAUGCUUCACACCAGUACAAAUUUUCAGCACCAUAAACAAGGCUAACCCUACUUGCCAGAGGAUUUCCGUAAAGAUCCUUAGAGCAGCAAUAUUAGUUGAAUAACCAGUCACAUCCAUCAGUUAAAACAUUUUCAUCAGCUAAAAGUGUUCCUCUGAUUAAUCAGUCAGUUUUCAAAAAUGCAUACAGUGUGUAUGUGUGUGCACGUGCACAAAUAACAACAACUGCAGGUGUCACACUUAAGAGAAAAUGCAGUGUGUGUUCUGCUUGUUGUAACAAAUGUGUGCACCAUUGAAUGGAUGGCUACUCAGAAGUAAGUCCUACUGAAUUCAGUGGGGUUUAUGCUCAGGGAAGUGGUCAGGAUUGCAGCCGAAAAGCAUGAUUUGCCCCUUAAAACUAUUGUUUAUCUCAUAUGCAGUUAACCAAGUUUCCUUCAACUGGGUUACAGCCCUAGAGAUAAUGUAGGUCAUACAUGUUUUACACAGAUGCCACAAGGAGACACUGACUAAAUCGUUGAUACAGACAAGGUCUUACUAUUCUUUUGCUGAAAUCUGUAUAGAUGUAAUUAGAACAGGAAAAAGAAGGUGCAGUUACUGCUGUUUGUCAAAUUCAGUUGCCUGCUCUCUCUAAAAAGAGCCCAUCAAUUGACUGGCAGUAACCUCACCCACCUAGGUGAGGUUACAUCUUGAUUGUGCAACCAGAAUAAGUAAAGCCUCUUAGAAGGGCGUCAGACAGCCGUGUGACAUGGUUAACAAUCUGUGGACAUGCAUCAAAACAAGCAUGCUCCGAAUACCAAUUCGCACUACUUGUGGAUCUCUGAGGACUUUUUAUAGGAGCGACACAGAUAUUUAACAAGGGAUGGGUGUGGUCAGUCAUGGGGCAGGCAUCUCUGUGUCCCAACGUGAGGGAGUGAGGUUCUUCAGCAAGGUUCAUCCACAAGGAAGCCUUCUGUUCCUCUUUGUUCUGCACUCUAGCACAAAACUUGAAGUAUCUGCCAAAAAAAAGAGGCAGGUAUUGACAGUGACAGAGGAUGUGCAAACCACACAUCGUAUUUCCAAGCCUCUAGGCAUCAAGCAAAGGACAUGACCCUUGCACAUCACCCUUGAAGAGAAAUGCCCAAGUUCUACCCAUAAUGGGAGUGGAUAUAGAUAUUGGAAGGGCUGAAGCAGAGCAAAUGCAGACCCAUAUGCACUGGGAACAGAAACUGAUUUCGAAUGAGCCUUGAUCCAAUUUAACAAUCAUAACUUCCUCCAAACAAUCUUGAACAUUGUAGUGGUGUUAGGGUGCUGGAAUUCCAUGAAAAUACAGUUCACAGUGUUCCUCAAUAGGAAGUCAGGAUACUUAAUUAGGUUUGAAGUGGGAUGAUGAUGAUGAUGAUUGAUGAUUGAUGAUUAAGCAAGGACAGAGAACACUGGACUGUCAGCCAGCAACGUUCUCCAUGUGGAUGCUACAGGAGGCCAGCUUUCAGAAUUCUGUUUCCAGGCAUCUAGAAAAAAAGAGAGAGGGCUACCCUCCAAACCAGCCUGAAUGAGCUUAGCUGUGCUCUAAAUCCCUGCUGGCGAUCUGGCCUUGACAUCUCAGCCUGGGGGUUCUCCCACUUAGCAUUUGCACAAGUCCAGAUGAAAUCUAAUGACAAACUGAAGUGAAUUAACUAAAAAUGGGGAGGCAAUUCAAUUUGCAUUAUGAAUUUAAGGGAGUGCUUAGGAGGUGUGGACAACACUCCACCAAGGCUUUCCGUGGGUGUCUUAUAGAACUCUUGCUGUGUGUAAACAGACUCACUCCUGCUUAGCCUUAACAAGCAAAACAUUUCAGCACACGAUGAAGUAACAAAAAGAGAGAGAGAGAAUUGUCGAAGAGGAUGGAUGUUUCCACAGCUCAUUCUCUGCAGUCGUGGCUGGGUGGGGGAACUCUUUUCCGUUCCUGCUGAGAAGACAGAGCCAGCGUGUUGCCUGAAGAAUCCAGGAGGUACAGCUUAGAUGCAAACCUGUGUUGUUUUUUUGGCAGACAGAAAAUAUUGCAGCUAGGGAUUGGGAGCCACCUUAAAAGUGGUAGCUAGAGCUGUCAGGCUGAGUGGGGAAGCACUGAGACCAAGAGAGACAGCAGUUGCCAGCAAAGACAAGCUCUAUCCACAACAGCACAGCAAGCAGCCUGGAAGAAGAAAACAGACAUUGCUCCCAAGCACUCCUUGCCCCCUAUGCUUGCCUGCAUUUCCUGACACCCAAGAAGCCAGCCAGCCAGCUAAGCCUCCUGGAUUAUAAGGGCCAAGGCUACAGAUGACAGGCUUGGGCAUUCAAAGCCAUCUGCUCUGUUUAUUUGGUUGUCCUCCUAAGUAAAAGGGAAGAAAAGGAAGGGAGGAAAGGAAAGGAAAGCAAGCUUCUGGCAACUUGAACGGUAAGGCUGAAAAACACUUUAAAAAGCAGAGAAUUGCAGUCAGCCUAUCUGUGCACGUGUGUGUGUGUGUGUGUGUGUGUGUGUGUGUGUGUGCUUGUAGCUGAUGCAUGUUUAUUUCACUGGAGCCCAUGUUGCAGACAAAUAGUGAAGCUCUCGCUGGUGUCUUAGAGUGUGGGGAGUUGGUCUGCAGUAGAACUGAAAGGAGGACGUAGCUUGAAGACUGCAGCAGGAUGUCUGUGAGGUUCGCCUUUAAUUCAGCUGCAGUUUAAUAGUCUGUUGGGUCUAGUGCAAUGUAAAAAGACACUGGGCACUUGAUGCUAUUAACAUACAAACGCGGUGCCUGCUGUCGGAGCUAGUUAGGAAGGAAAUGAGCGUCCGUUAACUGGACUGGAAGGAAAGCUGUUGUGAAAGAAUGAUGGAAGGUGGGUAGAAGAAACAAGAGCAGCCCCCUCCCAGGGGAAACUUUGCUCUCCAGAGAUUAAAUACAGCUUCUGGUUUAGAGAGAUAGGAGAUGUGGGCUUCCUUUCACACACAUUUUUUUCUCACUGGUUUGCUAAGACAUAUAAAAAUGAGAAUCUUCCUUAACCUGCUAGGGUCCUGGAGCUUCACCUGUUCACAUGAAGUUUUGCCACUGCUGUUUUGCAAUGCAAAAGCGGCAUAGUUUCAAGCUGGCUGAAAAUCUGAUCCUGUUUUGUUUACUAAAGCCACAUCUGCAAGGUGGGCUUUUGCAAGUCAUAUUCUAUACAAUCCCAUUAUGGGACAGAAGGAGAGUAGUCAGAUGCAAAAGAGGACAGAGCACUUUUGACAAGCAACUGCCUGCUGAAAUUCCCUCUUCUCCACAGCUAUUAAAGGUGCAGGAGCUGUGGCUCUGUUGUAUCUGGCACUGCCUUACAAAGGAGGUAUUUGUUUAACCAGGAAUGAUACUAUGGUUUCCUACCUACCAACCCCAUUCCAAAUUCCUCUUACAGUCCUAACAAUGUCUGCAACAGAUGAGGGGCAGGUAAACAGGGUACAGUGGAGCACAGAGAUUUGAUAUUUAUCAACAUGCAUUGGGUCUGUACUUGUGUGUAAUCAGAACAUCAUCCAAGGAGCAAUUAACAUGAUGCAUUGUUGUGGUCAAGUUGAUUAGAUCCAAGCUAAAUUUAGCAUGUGGUUAUUAUGUAGUUUCAUCUUGCACCCAGUUUGGCACUUAGACCAAACUGCUGAUUUAAAUCUGCUAAUCGUCAGGUGCUUUGUGGCUAAUGUAUGUUGAACUACAAGUUGAGCAUGUCAGUUAAAUUGUCACAGUAUCAUUUCAUCAUCUGGUAGAGGAUCCACUCAACACAUAGUCCCAUCAGUUCUUGUGAAACUGAAAGUUUUCAUAACUAAGAAUCCACACUUUCAAUAUGGAGCUCAAACCACACAAUCCAUGGCAAAUACUGGCACAUUUUUAUACUUCAGUGAAGGCCAUAGAAUGAGCCCAGCUAAUAUGGCCAUUAAGCACUGUCUGCUCUGACAGACAGCAGUAGACUUUCCUAACCAGGUUACCAUGCUACUCAAAUACCUUCAUAAGCAAACCUCCUGGGAAGUGAACAGGGAGCUUUGUGUAUGCAAACCGUGGGUUGUAGUGCUAACCAAGCCUGCCCUCCCUCCCAUUACUGGAAGCAAAUACAUUCUUAUAGAUUCAGGAACUGCAGUACAGAGCCACAUCAAAAGUGUUCUGGAAUUGUCAUCAACGUUCUUUACUAGGGAUGGCACAACCCAACCUGGGUUUGGAGGUGGCAAGUUUCAAUCUGCCCAGAACCAGCACCUUCAGAAAGCCAAAUGAAUGGUGGUCUAACAUGAUGCUCCCAUCUCCAAGCUGACUGAUAUUUUUACAGGCUAUUUUUAGGCAAACACUGGUGUUGGGCAAUGUGCCAUUUGAAAUUUACAUAUCUAACAAAAUUAACAGAAGCAAAUUACACCUUUUCUUUCUAGGGAGAUGGCAAUCUAUGAUUUUAGUCCAGGAAUUGCGUCAUCCCCACCCACCCUCCGCUGGCUUAAUGGAACUUGGCAAUUAGCAAAACUAAUCAAAAUGGCUCUAUUUCCAAUGUUUGCUAAAAUCUUCAGCAUGUGAAGUAGGUAUCCUAAUUGGCCUCAACUUAGCAGGCAAAUAAAAGCUCUUUUUUGGCCAAAUUUAAACCCUAUUGCUUUCCAUGAGAAAGUUAGGCAUGUAGUUCAAUAUUUCCACUGAAAUUAAUGGGACUUAGUCCAGUUAAUGUUAAGCACGUUUACAUUCCAUUGAUUUUAGUGGAAAAUGUUUAAGCACAUCCUUAACUCUCUCAGGGAAAUCAAUUGGAUUUAAAAAUGCCUAACUCUGAAUUGUCUUUCUGGGGCCAUUUGAGCAGCACCCACUGAUUCUCUGCUGGUAUCUCCUCAGAUGCUUAAAGUGUUUGGGUUCCCUUCCGUAUGCAUUUUAUGAGAAAGAAAUUGAGCAGCCUUAUUCCUCCGAGGGCAUCAACUGAAUGAAGCCUUGGCCAUUAUUAUAAUUUGCAUAGCAUUUUCUGUUGUACAAGUGUACUUUUAAAGUCACUAUCACAUUCACUCCCAUAACAGCCUUUAAGGCGUAGGUCAUCCCCGCAUUAUGAGUGAAGAACUGACUCUGAGGUGCUCUCCUUGACAUAUGGAGCAUUCAUAGCUAAGCAAAGAUUUGAACUUGCUUCCCGCUGGCUUAUGUUGGUGGCUUUUCAGUCACUGGGUCUACAGCUACCUGAUUUCAGACCAACCACAGACAUUCUUCUAUGAGAUGAGAACAGCUAAGCCAUCUGGCUAUUAUGUCCACACAGUGUGAAAAAUUAACUUUGGAAGAUAAUUCAUGAUUUUGCAAAGGAAAAGACCAGAAAAACAAAGCUUUCUUCCUGAAUUGGUCUGUUUAUAAAAUGUUUGCAGCUGCAUCGGUCCCUUAGGAUGGAGGGAGGGGGAAUCAAAACAGUAAAAGCACAGUACCUUUAUUAGUGCCAACCAAAAAAUGACAGAAUAGUCAGCAAGCUUUAUAAGCCUCUUACCUCAGGCUGGAAGUUAUGUUAAAAACAAAGGAGGGGUAUUUGGGGGCAUAGCAGAAAUUCCCAGUGUGGCUGUAGUGUAAUUUCAGAAAUGUAGAAAAUGUGAUUUCCGGAUUAAAAUAGAAACUUUUCUUUCAUGACUCAUGAGAUUGAGAUGGGAUUGAUCCGAUGCUCUUUUUUUACUGGGCCAAGAUCAAUGCUCCUUGAACCCAGAAGGAGCUAGCCGGGGGGGGGGGGGCGUCGUUGCUCCUCUGCCUUCCCAACCCAGCUGUUGCUGCCAGGGAGGUGGAGCAUAAGAGUGGGGAGGUUGGUGUGAUGCAGGUGCAGUGUUAUUGAGAAUCAAAUUGGCUUCGUCACUGCACCAGCACCACACCAGCCUACCCAACACUAUGACACUCCUUCUCUUCCUCUUGGUUUAUGGCAGUGAUCACUGCAGUGGAAAACCAGGUAAGCGGCGCUGCCCCAACCUGCUCCGCCCUGCCAGCCAAUGCUGCCUGGGCUCUGGUCAGAUGAGACCAAUGGCCCAUCUUAAUCUGCAAUGUGGCCUUGGAGCUUCCUGCUUGGUCCUUGUUGCUCCGGGCAGCUUUGAACAGAACUAGGCAAGUGCCUGUGGCCCCUCUGGUUCUCACUUUUCUGCUCUAGAACUUCCCUUCUGUCUGUGCCGGCCACUCCGCCCCGGCGUCCUUAGCCAGCCAGCCAGGCAACCUGCUUCCCUCAGUCCCAGAAUCGAAUGGUCUAGAACAGGGGAUGGAGAUCUGGUGGCUGUCCAGAUAUUGUUGGACUCCAACUCUCAUCAUCCCCAUCUAGAAUCAGUCACUGGUCAGAGAACAUGGGGCUUGUAGUCCAGCAAAAUCUGGAGGGCCCUAGGCAAUCCUGCCCCAGGUUAGAGUUUGACAACUAAUGUGGCCUAAGUCAGGAUGGGCCAAUCUGCCAGGUUGGGUUUUACUCAGUUUCUUAUGUUUCCAAUGUUAAGAUCAGUUCUCCACAUUUCUAUAUAAGUUAGCAAUUUAAAAAAAUAUAUUCUCAUGAAAAUGCACUAGCUUUUCAGUGCAAAUUUAUCCUAAUAUCCAUUUCCAUGCAAUUUUUCCUAAUAUAUACACAUUUCCCACAAGACAAUGUGUUGUUUAAUGUUAUUUUCACAAACAUAUGCAUUUUUAUGGACACUUUACCUCGGUAUACACAUUUUUGUGAGCAUUACUUGACUGGAGAGCUAUACUGCAAAAUUCAAAGAUGUGUGAAUUUUGAAGAGCUGCUGUAGUUUGGUUCUUGUAUUGUGCAGAUUAGGUAGGUUCACCUUUAAAUGCAAAAUGCCCACAAUAAACAUAUUAGUUGUUAGUAGUAUAACCUUAAUGGUUAGAAGUGCAGUCUCUGAAAUACUGAAAAAUGUAGAAUGCAAUUCUAUAUACAUCUGAUCAGAAGUAAGCCUCAUUGAGUCAAACGGGGAUGUGUAUAAGAUUUGAGAUUAAGUUUUGCCUCUUAACAGGAAUGCACUGUCAGACAAACAUCCUUUCUCCUUAUUUGAAGUGCGUCAAUGAGACUACAUUUCUAAUUGCAGGAAAGGGUAUAACAUUUAUUCAGGUUGUUUACUUUUUAUAAGAUAUAUUCAGUUUUGUACCUCCAAAUCAUAUGUCUCUUUCGUACUAACUGCCUCUGACAAUAAAAUCCCAUGUACGUAAAUGUCUACUCAGAAGUAAGCCCCAAUGAGUUCACAGGGACUUACUCCCAGGUAAGUGUGCAUAAUUUAUCUCUAAGUUAUAUUAUUGGGUAAUAAUAAUAAUAAUAAUAAUAAUAAUAAUAAUUAAAAAGGCAACUAGUGAAAUGCUAACAUUUGUGCUUUACUUUGAUGAUAAAGGAUCGCCGUGUUGGUCAAUAUCUGUUUUAGUUUAAACCUGUGUGCUCAAGAGGGAGAGCCGUGGUUUGAAGGUGGAACAGGGGAGGGGAGGGCAAGGGGCCCAUGAAUAUCCUGUUCCCAAGGACCCCCACAAACCUGGAGCUAACCCUGAUUAUGAAUAGACCAUCUCCUCCAGGAAUUUGUAUACAGUAACUCUUUUUUUAAAAGCCACCUAAUCUAUUGGCCAUCAACAUAUCCUACAACAGUGAAUUCAAUAAAUUAUGUGUUUUUCCUUUCCUGGUGCAUUUCAAAUAUAUCCAAGGGUGUGAUAAUAGAAUACAAAUAAUUUGCAGGGGAAGAACUGAGAGAUCUUGCUAUUACAUUCUCCUACACAAAGCAGUGUGUGAGCCUGGCUGGGAUUUGUAUCUAUCAGCUAUCCAUUAUUCCAUGCCAUUUUUCUUCAUACUGGCUGAGAACAGCAAACCUGACACUCUCCUAUUUGGAAUACUGCAAACAACUCCAAGUCUGAGGGCAGCAGACAUUCCAAUAUCAAGGAGAGAUAGAUAUUCCUUUUAACAGAACGUGAUCGAGCUCUUGAGCAAAGCCGCAACAAAUUCCAUCCCCCAAAGUGGAUUAAUGAGUGCUAUUCUGCAGGUUGCCUUCCCCAACUUGGUGCCCUCUAGAUGUUUAGGAGUAAAACUCCCAUCAACACCAGGCAACAUGGCCCUGGGAGUCAUAGCCCAGAAUGUCUGAAGAGCUCUAGGUUAGGGGAAGGCAGAACUUGAGUGAGAAGGUAUGAGAAGAUGACAGGUAUGAAUACUGAUGGAUGCAGAUGGGAGAAUUGUGAUGAGCAGAUGCCUUCAGAGGAUGAAAAGUGAAAUCGUUCCAAUGGACUUUUUGCAUCAAUCAUUGGUUCUGCUAUCCAAGAAAUUUCCUCUUCCAUCAAAAAGUAUAAGCUGGAAACAUCCAGUGAUUAAAGCAAAAGCAAUAGAUUCUGCAAAUGUAUUGUUUGGCUCUGUAGUAACAAACUGCUUGCAACCUUUUUCUUCUCCCCCCCCCCCCUUUUAUUUUAUUUUAUUUAUUUUUCACAAUCAAACAUUAUCUUCGCAUGCCUUAAUAAACAAAUGCAAUUAACAUUUUAAAAAAUAAAAAUAAAACAUUUUCAUAUCAUAUCAAAUCCAUAUUUCGGGAUUCCUCCGAUCCCUUGACUUCCCUCCAUUCCCUCCCCCGGUUCUUUUGUGUUUUCUUUUGUGUACAUGUCUAUAAUUUUCUUAUCUUUAAAUAUUUCCAAUUUCAAACCUUGUCAUUAAUAUUACAAGUGUUUUUUAAAAACCCUGCUAUUGUAUUAACUUCUUUACAGUGCUUUUGUAAAUAUGCAAUAAACAUUUCCCAUUCUUUUUUAUAUUUGUUGUCCUCUUCAUUUCUUAGCCUUCCAGUUAAUUUAGCCAUUUCAGCAUAUUCCAUUAGUUUACGUUGCCAAUCUUCUUUAGUUGGGACUAGUUCUUCUUUCCAGCAUUGGGCUAUCAAUGUCCGUGCGGCUGUUGUUGCAUACAUAAAUUUUUAUAUUCUUUCAGUAUAUCCGUUCCAAUUAAGAAAGCUUCCGGUUUUUUAACAAAGGUUAUUUAAACAUUUUUUUUCAAUUCAUUAUAGAUCAUUCCCAAAAGCUUUUUAUAACUUUACAUUGCCACCACAUAUGGUAAAAUGUACCUUCUGCCUCUUUACAUUUCCAACACUUAUUAUCUUUUGUUUUGUACAUUUUUGAUAGUUUAACCAGUGUUAAAUACCAUCUAUACAUCAUUUUCAUAGAGUUCUCCUUAAGUGCCGUACAUGCCGUGAAUUUUAUAUCAUUUCUCCAUAAUCUUUCCCAGUCUGCCAUCUGUAUAUUAUGUCCCACAUCUUUUGCCCAUUUUAUCAUUACACAUUUGACCUCUUCAUCCUUUGUCUCCCAUUCCAACAAUAUAUUAUACAUUUUUGAUGAUAAUUUACAAUCACUUUCUAUUAUUUCUCUCCGGAAUUUUGAGAUUUCAUAUGCAAAUAAUAAUAAUAAUAAAAUGCUUGCAACAUUUUUCAUAGACCUAAUAGAAAGAAUGAAUUCAGAGAACUCUUAACUUGCACUGUGGAAGGCCUUGCACAAUCAUUUGAUAGUGCCCUGUGCUACUCUGGCAAAUCUGAUCCAAUUGUCCCUUUUUGAUUUUCUUCUGCCCAGAUACCUUUUGAGAAAACAGUGUAGUAAUAUUUGAUAGCAUGCAUGUUGACAAAGAACUACAUGAUGUUCCUUCAAUAUUUGGUGAGAUUGCAAAUACAUCCCCCCCCCCAAACAUUCCUGAUCUUGUACCAAAUGUACCUACAAGACUUUGUCACAGAUUCCUAUCCUACAAUUAGUAUAAAGAAUGUGUAACAGUACUGAGCAGCUGGUGGAUCCCAUUUUAUUUGUUUUUGCAGUUUUCCCAAUUUUGUUAGACAUAGCAGUUUUCUGAUAGGAAGAAAGAGAGAUUACAGGCCCCUUCAUUCAUUAAUCUCAUGAAGGGGAUUCAUAUGAUUACAGGAAAAGUGGGGCCACCUGCUCCCUGGCAUUGACUCCCUGCUGCCCCCAUAUCUAAGAGUUGCGCGUGGAUGUCAGAGAAGGGGAAACCUAUGGCUGUAGAGGUCUACAUCUGAGAAAAGGUCUAUGCUCUCCUUAGUUAGCUAUUCUCAGUUUGUUGAUGUUCGGGGAAUGGACUUUGGAGCUGUACAGCCUUGGGGGGCAGGACCAGUGAUGGGGGAUCACUGCUCCUUUAAUCCCUGGAAAGAGACUUACGCAGAAGGAUGAAGGCUUGCAUGUUGUGGGCAAAAGACAUCACUCUCAUUGCACAUUGAAAGUCACAACCAUGUUACAUGUCAAUAUUCAGGGUAGUCAGAACUAAUUUGUAGCCAUGAUGAAUAUGACUGCGUUGGGAUAUAAGAGCAGAGGGGGCUUUCACAGUAAAGACAAAGAAUUUGUGCACUGGAUUGGAAGCCAAUGUGGGUAUUUAAGGAGAGAUCUGAUGUGAUCAAAGCAACAUGAGGACACGAGCGAUUUGGACUGCUAAGUUCUAUUUUGACAGAGGUGAGUGGGCCAAGAGAAGAGCAGGCUGCAGUCGUCAAAGCAAAGGUGUGGAGCAGAGUUUUUGUUGAGCCAGUGGAGGGGCAAAGAGCCAUAUUUUUGCAGUGUUGUAAAAGGAGAAGCAGCAUGACUAUACUUUUACUUAUUAUACAUCUUGUUAUCAAAACAUGCUCAUAUUAAAUUUCUCUUUGUGUUGUUGUUCAAUUUCCAGUCUCACCUUGGGAUCAAAGUCAAGCUGGACCUUUCUGAUUCUGCUAUUGGCACACAGAUCCUGCGACUGGGUAUGUGGAUUUUUAUUUUGCCUUUUAAAACUUGCUGCUGUAACAACUACCCUCUUUUUCCUGGGUUAGAUAUAUCAGAGAUCACCAUGAGCACCUGAGGUGCUUUCUGAAAAGGAAGAUAGGGCUCUGUAAAUUUCUCUCAUUUAUUUGUUUCCUGCCUUUCUUCAGUGAGUCUGAGGCAACACGGGUGGUCCUCCCCCUUUCAUCCUCACAAGAAGUUUGUAAUAUGAGUUCUAUAAUAAUAUUUUAUUAUAGAAUCACUGGAGACACGGUGCUUGGUCCCCUCCACACACACACACAUCAGUGAUGGCUGGCACCCAUCAAGGUUGGUGAGGCAGAGGCCAGGGAGCCCAAAUAGUAGCCAACUCAUUCUAGUUGUCCCCUUCCUCCUCCCUGCCAAGUUCUAUAAAGGUAGCACGAUAAGGGUAGCACUGAGAACAAGGCAGAGGAAGCUGACAGCCGCCCCUCUGUACUGGUCAUAAGUAAGUAAGUAAGUAAGUAAGUAAGUAGGCAAGCAGGUGGAGCCUGGGUGAGGGCAGGCUGAGGCUGGCAGGGCAAUGCUCCACUUUUCCAAAUGGACCAGCCUUCACUCUUCUGGUAGAGCAUGAGUCUUUUAAUCUCAGGGUGCAUUUGAGCUGCACAUUGGGCAAAAGAUUCCUGCAAUGCAGGAGGUUGGACUAGAGGACCCUCGUGGUCCCUUCCAACUCUGCAGUUCUAAACCACGGAGCCUAGGGCUUGCCGAUCAGAAGGUCAGCGGUUUGAAUCCCCGCAACGGAGUGAGCUCCCGUUCUUCGGUCCCUGCUCCUGCCAACCUAGCAGUUUGAAAGCAUGUCAAAGUGCAAGUAGAUAAAUAGGUACCGCUCCGGCGGGAAGGUAAACGGCGUUUCCGUGUGCUGCUCUGGUUCUCCAGAAGCGGCUCAGUCAUGCUGGCCACAUGACCCAGAAGCUGUACGCCAGCUCCCUUGGCCAAUAAAGCGAGAUGAGUGCCGCAACCCCAGAGUCAUCCGCGACUGGACCUAAUGGUCAGGGGUCCCUUUACCUUUACCUAUGUUCCAUGUACACCACACGCAAUCUAGAUUAUUUGCAUAUUUUCACCCAUGAAAAGUGCUUCCCGAGAAACUGGUUUCAUUCCAAAUAGAAUAGCUCAUUGCAAAAAGAGUCUGCAUUAUCUCCUUUUGAAAACAGAUGUAGACUGUCCUGGCAAUACCAGAUGUAUCCACACCUGCCCAGUGACAUUGUAGGUGGGUGUAUACCAAGAAUGCAGUCAUUAUGGUACUUCCUUCCUACAUCAGGAGCAUGCUCAGGAAGGAAAAGGUGCGGAUAACCUAAACAAGAGGAGGGUUUCCAAAUAUGUAUCACGUAACCACCCGCCCUUGUGAAUGUCAAGAUCUAGAAUCAAUCUAGCUUAAAAGCAGGGGAUGAGCAUGAACAAUCAUGGAGGAAAACUACAGGUUGGUGUGUAUGUAGCCUGAUUUCAAAACUCUAACCACUAUGGGAGAUUGGCUCUGGUUUAUGCAAGAGUAUCCUGUUUAGAUAGAUAACUGGUUCAGGGUGAAGCUACUCUAACACCACCAGAAUGCAACUAAGACAAUUCCCAGUCAAAAGCAGCAUGAACAGGAAAAAUUGUGUGGGGUGGGGUCUUGUUAUUCCAGCAUAUGGAGCAGCACAUUCUCUUUCUAAUUUGUCCAUAUUAGCUUCCCAAUUCACUGUGUAUUAUCAAUCACAGUGUGAAGGACUGUUGUGCUAGGAGUGGAUGGGAAAUCAAGGGGAAUGCUCCAUUGCUGCACUGUUAAUUAGAAAUGACAACAACUCCUUGCCUCACUGUAGAGAUGAAGGUCUAAGAAAACAGCUACAGUCGCUACCAUCUUCCUUCAUAGGAAAAGGACUACAUUUAGGAAUAGCUGGCAAUCUAAUGAACCUGGUGGGUUUUUUCCUCCAUCAAAGGCAGUUUUCUUGCACUUCAGACUAAAUCAAAGAUUUACAAUGUGUCAUACAAGAAAGAUAGCUCUUUCCUCCCCGCAGUCAAAAAAUGUCUGGAAGCAAAAGUCUUGCACAGGUGUUUUUUUACCCUUUCCACAAUUCUAGAGGCUGGUUUUGAUUUAAAAACAAAGAAACAAAAAACCCCCCAACAAGAUACAACCAGCCAGUUGUAACAUGUAGCUUGGUCAUUUUAGCAGCAGCUGUGUGAACAGCUGAAACAAGUUAGAUGCAUUUAGUUCUUCAGCAUUUGCAAGUCAAGGUGGGGCUGGGAUUUAAUUCAAUCUGCUGCUUAAUCCAUUUAUACUAAUCUGUAGCAGGCUUUGUGCAGAUGACCCUGUAAGCACAUAGGCUGAGUGAAAGAAACCGAGGGUUUAUCUAGUCUCAAAAAGAAAGAAACGGACAAGGAUCUCCAUGGCAGGAAGAUGAAGUGAGUGUACUUAUCCUAGUAUUUGUAUCCCCCUUGAUCCAGCAGCAGUAAUUCAUGGUGCUCCUUCUUUGCACUGAAUUUUGCUUUUAUUUGCUGAACAUGUUGCAGAAUACAAUUGAAAAAAAACCCACAACCCCACACAAUCUGUCUGGAGGGCCUUACAUAAAUACAAAGAACUGUUUUUUUUAAAAUAUCAAACUCUUUGCCUUUACUUUUCCAGAAUGCAUAUUGUGUGCUGGCAUUUGAUUCUCAUUGGGGUGGAUGGUUCCAAAAGGAUAAAUCUAUGUUUAAAUCUCCCUUUGAUUUAAUGAUAUACUAAUGGUUCUGAAGGUGUGGGGGCUGGGAGCUGUGUCAUUCUGGGUGAUAAACAGUAAUAUGAAUGAAUGGCAGAAAUCGGAAGGAGAAGCUGCUAGUUAAAUGUGCGCUUUCUCCUCCGAGCGCUGGUGGUAUUGACAUCAGUAAUCACAAAAUGCUUUCAAAUAAAAUUAUCCUGCAAUUGCCUGGGAUACUUCAUGCAGGAAUUGAUUGGGCAAUCCUAAAUUUAGUUAAGAGGGAAAGCCCAGACUCCAGCUUCACACCUUCCUCUCUGACGUCAAAGCCUGAACACUGACUGUUCUCGGGGCAGCUACAGAUACAAUUUUUGAAAGGGACCCGGUUUGUCUCUGUGUGCAAAGAGCAGGGCUGCUGGAGGCCCUCUUCACUUUGAUACGGCCAGCAAAAAGAAUGUCAGGUGUAAGUGGGGUCCUAAACACCAAAGUCUCCAGCCUUAGCUCUUCCAAAUUUGUGUCCCUCUGGAGAACAAAAGGUUUAUCUUGGAAGCCCUGGGAAAGCUGUGGAUUUCUUUGAGAGCUGCUCAUCAGCUCCCUUUCCCUGACACUGAGAGAAUACUAGAGCUAUAUUUGGAGAAUAUAGAUGCCUUUGCUUCUCAUUUACUGUGCACAGUCCACACACCUGCCAUCAAGAUUGUUCUUUUGUGUCAGUGGAGAAUCCAGGAUCUGUGAAUUUUCUUUGUUUCUGUGUAUGAUGUGAUGGAGGAGAUUGGGGGCCCUGGCAGAGGGAUUCUCCAUUUCAGCAGGGAGACGUAAGAGUGGAGUGCAGCAGGAAUUGGUCUCGAGGAGCUUAGCUAGAGUGUAGCAGCUCUGCUCACUCCUUUCAGCAACAGAGCAUGGAGCAAUAUGAUGGCUCUCUGGGCUGACGGAAGGGCAUUGAGUCUUUAGGUAGACCUAGUAGAGCCAACCCUUCCCUCCCCUGGAGUGAUUCUUGUAGUUGUCUUGGGUAUAUCUAGCUGAUAGUAAAGCUCAUUCCAGAACUGUUUUCGUGUCAAGGUAGUUUGAGUCUGCAGGGACAUAUUGCAGCUGCUGCAAAGUGUAGAUAGGAAAGAACAAGGAAGUUAGGGUAGAAACAAUUGUGUUUGAUGGAAGCAUGGCAGAUGUUACUGUGGACCAGCAUGAGUGCAUUUGCACCAACCAAUACUUUCACUGGCACCCAUAGGGUCUUCUUCCCCCACCCCUGGCAUGAAAUUAGUCUUUAAAGAAAGAGUCUGUUGUAGCCAAUAUAAUAGAUUUUGGUGUGUGCUUGGUUGUGAUGUCUGCAAUAGUGUCUAUAGUUUGCAGAUGUGCUCCUGGGCCCUGAUCUUGGCCAUUUCUGCUGGUAACUCAUUUCCUGUACCAACUGCAGAGGUGUUGUACCAGUAUUUGGAUCAUCUGUUCUGUUUGCCCAUUUAUGCGGAGACGAUAGAUGGAAGAGAGUCGGCCCUUGAUUUGUAGCAGUGUCAACAGGGCUUGCCAGAACCAUAAUAGGGACCGUGUGCGUUCAUCUGUGAUAACAUGAUUGAGUGCCCAGUGGAGUCAAAAGAGGAGGUGAGCUAUUUUGCUAGCCAGAGGCACUGGAUUAGCAGGGACAAAAUGAAUUGCAAUCAUGUCUUGGAGGUGGUGAACACAAUGGAGUUUGCUGUGGUGGUUGCUCAGGGACAGGUUGGCAUUGGUGAUGGAAACAAACCAAGAUACCACAAAACUCUGUGUUAAGUCUGCUGUGGCAAAAUCAGCAUAAUUCCUCCUCUGAAAGGUCUCUGUGAGAGACUCUUGAUGUUUGUGCAGGAGUUGUACCAGGAUAGACACUUCCAAAUGGUGAGUAGAAAGUAGGGCACCAGGGAAAGAGAACUUAUCAGUUCAAUGGUUUUUUAAUCCCAACAUUUGUUGGUUUGUUUAUUAAAUUUAUAUACCAACCUUAAUCCAAAGACCACAAGGCAGUUUACAGUAUCUCCUGCAAAGGAGGAGUAAUGCCACAGAUACAGCACCUUAAGUUGCAGCAGAUCACCUUAGGUAUAGAACUGAUAGGUAAUAGAAAAGACUUUCAGUAGGUGAUAUUGACAGGGGAAGACAGAAUCAUCAAAGGAUGUCAGAGUUCAUCUGUUUCUUGCUUAACCUUAUUCAGUUUUAUUUCUGCCAACCUAGCAAUUUGAAAGCACACUAGUGCAAGUAGAUAAAUAGGUACCACUGUGGCGGGAAGGUAAGUGGCAUUUCUGUGCGCUCUGGCACUUGUCACGGUGUCCUGUUGCGCCAGAAGCGGUUUAGUCAUGCUGGCCACAUGAUGCAGAAAACUGUCUGUGGACAAACGCCGGCUCCCCCGGCCUGAAGCGAGGUGAGUGCCUCACCCCAUACCCACCUUUGACUGGACUUAACUGUCCAGGAGUCCUUUACCUUUACCUUUAUUUCUUUUAUCAAGGGAACCUAGAACCCAGGGGCUGAAUGCAGCCCUCCAUGCCUCUCUAUUUGGCCCUCAGGGCACUCCCCCAGCCACACCCUUCACUGGCCCUGCUUGCCCCCUCCCCCAAGUGUUUUUGCCUGCCUGGAAUGUGCCCUUUAAUAAUUAUUCUUGUCUAGAUGGAGGAUACAGAGAAUGUGGGUGUAUAAACUGGACUACUGGACAAAGGUAGUGUUUACAUUUGUUUCUCCACCCACUUUUGCCCCUGGCCCAACCUACCACUGGUAGGUCUGUCCUGUCCCUCCCCUCUCAAAGAAAGAUUUCCCAGAAAGGAAUGUAACCCUUAAGCUGGAAAAGCUUCCCCACCCCUGUUUUAAAUCUUUGGAGACUGCAGACUGCCUUCUUGCUGAAAUGAAAAAUGAAUUCCAACACAGCAAGGUUACCCCCUCCACCUCUCAUGUGUAGACAAGAGAUAGAAUAACUGGUACUGGGAAAGGAUUUUGGAGCAUCGUGCAAAAUUCAGCUGAUGUGCAUUAUGGCUGACCGGGCUGAAAGAUUUACAGCAGAGUUGCAUGAACUCCCCUUGAUUCCCUCCUCCACAGCCGGGGCCAUUGCAACACUCUUGUUAUUUGGAAGGAACUAGAGCAGGCAGGGAGCUGCUUGCUUCCUGCUGGGAUCCCACAACCCUUUCUCUUGGUGAGGAAAAUCCCUGCUAUGUACAUGCUGCCAUCCUGCAUAAUCGUGACCAGGCUGAGAAACUGAAUCUAUAAUCAAAACAUUUCCAAAAUAGCCUAGCCUCGGGGGAUUUCCCACUGGUUGCCUGCUCAUCUGCUGUACCCAGAAAGGCUGCCUUCCAUGUUACGUCACGGGUGCCUGAGAAGAAUGCUGGCAGCAAAGAGUCGGCUUAUCAAGAGGAAAUGCUUUCUGGUAGUCUAUGGUCUUGAGCACCAGAGCUUCUGUUUCUGGUCUAUGUCAAAAACAUUAUGCUUUGUGGCUCAGCCAGCCAUCAGCGAAACACUAAGAGAACAGCCUGUGAUCAUAAGUGCUCUGGGCAGAAGGAAUACUGUAAUAAAUAUAGGGGUUGCUCGUGCGUAAGUUGCCGCCACUCCUGGCUAGGUUGCCUUGUUAAACCUUUUCUGUCUGGACAGCCCUUCACUUUGUGGCUGUUUCAGUUGCUAGCAGAAUCCGUCAGGGUCUCCCCCGGUACAUACAGCACCCCCUUAUAGUACAGCACCCCUUCCUUUUCUUCAAACCCCCCAUGGUUUUCUCUUUCUUCUCGGAGUUCCCGGAUUUUAGUUUGAGUGAACACGUUGUUUCUAGUAAGCCCAGCCGGUUCUCGUUUCCCAACCAAGGCUCCCCCACACACCCAUCGGUCCUCGGGGAUCACGUGUCGUAUCUCCGGCGGUCCCUCUCCUUCCAUGUACUCCGGCUUCCGGGAGAGAGCAUCUGCUCUUACGUUUUCCUCUCCUGGCACGUAUCGGAUCUCGAAGGAAAACUUGGAGAACUCCUGUGCCCAUCGAAUCUGUCUCUGGUUGAGUACUCGUGCGGUCCUCCAGUAUUCCAAGUUCUUGUGAUCAGUACAAACCUGGAUCUUGUGCUGCGCCCCAUUAGCAGAUGUCUCCAUCGGCGAAACGCCUCAUAGAUCGCAAGCAGUUCGCGGUCAUACACCGUAUAGUUUUGCUCCGACUUGCUCAGCUUCCUCGAGAAAAAGGCACACGGCUUCCAUUCCUGCUUGCUCCUCCCUGGCUGCAAAAGAACCGCCCCAAUGGCUCUGUCAGACGCGUCGGUCUCUAGCCUCAUGGGUUUCUCCAGAUCAACGUGCAGGAGCUGCUCUUCCAAAGCGAACGCCUUCUUCAGUCUUUCAAAGGAUUGCUGGGCACUUUCUGUCCAGACGAACUUCUUUUUGCUACUGAGACAAUCUGUGAUGGGCGCUGUCAAGUGGGCGAAGUUCUUGAUGAACUUCCUGUAGAAGUUGCUGAACCCUAGGAACCUCUGCACGUCCUUCCGGGUUUUGGGGGCCUUCCAUUCCAGCACCGCCUGCACCUUGCUUGGGUCCAUAGCUAGGCCUUUGUCUGACAACUUGUACCCCAGAAACUCGACUUCUCUGGCGUGAAACUGACAUUUUUCCAGCUUGACCCACAACUGGUGCUUCUGCAGUCUCUUUAGCACUUCCCUGACGUCUCUGACAUGUUGCUUCUCAUUGUCCGAAUAGAUUAAGACGUCGUCCAAGAAGGCUACGCAGUUCUUGUACAGCAGGGACCCCAACACGUGGUGCAUGAAAGCUUGAAAACAGGCGGAGCCCGACUGUAAUCCAAAUGGCAUAACUAAGUACUCAAAGGCCCCCAGGGGUGUGAACAUUGUGGUCUUCCAUUCGUCCCCCUCCCUCAUCCUAAUCAAAUUGUAUGCUCCCCUGAGGUCCAGCUUGGUAAAAAUUUUCCCCUGCCUCACCCGUGUUAAAAUGUCGUCAAUCCUGGGCAUUGGGAAGGUCACGGGUUCUGACACCAGGUUGACGGCCCGGUAGUCCACAACGAGCCUGGGUUGAUUAGUAUCUUUUUUGUCCACAAAGAACACCGGACUGCCCCCCCACCGCCUUUGAUUCUCUUAUGAAACCUCUUUUCAGGUUCUUGUCAAUAAAUUCCCGCAACUCCUUCAUCUCCCUGUCCGACAUGGCAUACAGUUUACCCACCGGCAGCUGCACCCCUGGGAGCAAGUUGAUUUGGCAGUCAAAGGGCCUAUGGGGGGGUAGUCUAUCCGCCUCCUUCUCGCUGAAGACCUCCUGCAGGUCAGCAUAUUGUGGUGGCACCUCCCCUUUCGGCUCCACAGCUAUCCCAGCCACCCUGGCCACGGUCAUCCUUGGGGUUUCCCCCCCAGACAGUGUUCCAAGCAGUAAGCUGACCCAAAGGUGACCGUCCGCUGAUGCCAUGCCACUACUGGAUCAUGUAGUGCCAGCCAGCUCAUCCCUAAUAUUAUUGGGGGUCCUGCCAGUGUGGCUACGUGAAAGGCAAUGGUCUCCGUGUGCCUGGAAACCCUCAUUCUCAUUGGUGGGGUCUGGUGCAUCACUUCCCCUCCCAGAAGCUCCCUGCCAUCAAUGGUGGUCACUUGCAAGGGAAAAUCCAGGGGCAGCAGGUGGAGCUGGUGCUCUAGGGCGAAUUCCUUGCUGAAGAAAUUGCAGGAACUGCCUGAAUCCAACAGCCCCUUCACCUUGACUGGGUGCCCAUUCGGGAGUUCUAGCACCACAUCUAUGGCUAUAGCCGCCCUGGGGGGGUCUGGCUGGGGCACUUCUAUUGAUUGCUGGUCUGGCUGCUGUGCCCGCUGAGUGGCAGCCAAGCGCUGGCGUUUCCCUGCUCCUGCCCCCUUUCCCCCUCCUCCUCACCUCCAGCAGCUCCCACCAUCCCUUGCCAGGCCUUUCUUUGAGGGCAGACCCUGGCAAAAUGUCCUGGCCGCUGGCAGAGGAAACACUUCUUGGUGGUUUUCCAAUCCUUUCCCUCCCUCUUGCGACCUUCACUGGAGUUUGAAACCUCCCGCGCGCGCGCCAUCUAUUUCCAUUGGCUCCGCCGGCGGGGAAGGCUGCCUCGGUAUUUCAGGAAUGCGGUAGUCAUGGCAACGUUCCCCUCUCCCUUCGCGCUUCUCCUGAGCCCGCGCUUCCUGUCUUACGCCAAUCGCAAGCACAGCCUUGGUCAGCUGAUCCAUCGACUGCGGGCGUGGCGCGCGGGAAAGCUCGUCCUUCACCGUUGGGGACAACCCCUCCUCAAACAACAUCUGAAUGGGUUCAGAGUCCAAUUCCCACCCGAGUCGGUGGACUAACAUUGCAAAGCGUGACCAGUAGUCUCUAACUGACUGGUUCCCCUGUUUGCACCCCAUCAGUUCCCGCCGAGUCACACUUUGCUGCACAUCACUGGAAUACAUCGCAUCCAUCGCCUGGAAGAAUUUCCUCAGGUCUUUCAAGGCGGCAUUUUGCGUUGCCAUUAGGGGCCUGAUCCAUUCCCUGGCCCCAUCCUGCAGAUGCCCGACAAUAUAGGCCACCCUCUCCCCAUCGUCCGCAAAAUCCUUAUGCUGCAGUUCCAAAGCGUACUCUAUUUCCGUUCGGAACGCGUUGUAGUCCUGGGGCUUCCCCCCAAACUUGUGUACCAGUCCCGGUACCUUCCUUGCUACGGGGGUGGGUCUGACCUGUGCAUCGUGAGCCCGCCUUUCUUCCAACCGCGCCGUCAGAAGAGCCACAUGCUGUUCCAAAUCUCGGUUCCUCUCCACCAGAUUUUGCACUCCAGCUGCUCCCUCCGUGGCGCCGGCUUCUCCGGUUUGGCUCAUUAUGCUGCCUGCCUGUCGCUGCGCACAAGCAACGUCAGUGACUGACGGAUUGCUGUAAUAAAUAUAGGGGUUGCUCGUGCGUAAGUUGCCGCCACUCCUGGCUAGGUUGCCUUGUUAAACCUUUUCUGUCUGGACAGCCCUUCACUUCGUGGCUGUUUCAGUCGCUAGCAGAAUCCGUCAGUGGGCGUUUCUUAAACCUUUUCCAGCAUAAAAGCUGUUUGACGCCAAGUCUCCUCCUACUCUCCCUGCGCGGAAGUCUUCUGCGCAGGGAGGGUGUGGGUAGCGGAGGACCCGUGCUCUCCCCGCUGGUCUCCGGCGAGGAGUCCUGGAGCCCCUCGCCGAUUCCCCAUCUGCCCCCCUUUAUCCCUGGUGUUACGCUGAUUUCCUUCCCCAGCUGAUGAGCUGCCUCUCUCCCUGCUGAGCCCUUCUCCAGCAUCGCUUGGGAGCCUUGCCUCCGCCUCUGGCUCCAAUGUCAGUUCCCUGACAAAUACUAAUAAAAAAACCCCAACCAGCUCCACCAAGCUAAGCUACCAGAAGCAGCACAAGAGAACUGCAAGGCUACAUUUGGGUGUAAUGCUGAGCCAGAGUUUGAUCAAACCACAGUUUGUCCAAUGAGCAAGGAUUGUUCUUGUAGAUGUCCAAAUAAAUUAUAGCUUGUUUCACCUGAUGUCUCCCCCUCCCCAAAUGCCCAGCUGCUAUAUCAAUGCCCUCUGUCACUGAUUCACUUCUGCAGAAGCAAAAUGGAAAACUCAAGUGUGCUGCUUCUCUGGCCACAACUCUGAGCAAAAGGCUCUGUUCCCCCAAUCCUGGGUACUCCUCGUGAAGGCCCACAACACACACAAAAUCUUCAUGAACAAAAGUGACUGAGCAGGCCCACUCACCUGGCAGAUUUGGAGAAAAAACAAUCUGAUCUGCCAACCCAAAAAAAUUCUGGACCCCUGAUGUGCAGUGUUUAAGGAAGUACUUCCUUUUCUCUUCCACCCUAUUGCUUGCAGUUCAAGGCUCUUCUUGCUUUUUUAAUUCUCUUUUAUGUAAGCUGAGAAAGUUUCUUUACUUCCACAUUAAAUUUAGAUUUUUUAUCUUCAAAUCCUAAUUUCUUUUUAUCUUCUUUUAACAGGUCAUUUACCUGGUGGUAUUGCAGCCACCCAGUAAAUGAGUUUUUAAUCUCUUCAUGCGGUCUAAGUUUUAUAUCUUGAUCCGUUUUCCUUGUAAGUUCUUCAUAAGUGGCAUUCUUCCCUUCCAUAUUAACUUUUUUGACCGUUAAGACCUCUAUUGGUGAAAUCCACCAGGGUGUCUUCCUUUCCAAUAAAUUUUUAUUUCUUUCCCAUACUUGGAAUAUUGGCCCUCUAAAAAUAUGAUUUAGAAAGCCUCUAUGUACUUUCACCUUUUCAUACCACAGGUACGAGUGCCACCCGUACCUGUUAUCGAAGCCUUCCAAAUCCAAGAUGUCUCUAUUUUCUAGCCUUAUCCAGUCUUUCAACCACAUUAGACACGCCGCCUCAUAGUAUAAGCAUAAAUCCGGAAACCCCCUCUUUCUUUUCUAUCUACCAAUAUUUUCAUUUUUAUUCGUGGUCUUUUUCCCUGCCAGAUGUAUGUUCUUUCCUUGUUGAAGGAAAGAACAAAAUACUGUCUAGAAUAUACAAUAUUUUAUUGGAGUGGUACACAAAAGACGAGGAGGUGAAGGAGGUUAUGACUAAGUGGGCAAUAGACAUUGGCUAUAACAUUGAUUUCGAGAGGUGGCUAGAAUUAUGGAAUAUUAACAUGAAGUUCACGGCAUGUACGGCAUUAAGGGAAAAUAUGUGGAAAAUGAUAUAUAGGUGGUACCAUACGCCAGUAAAACUGGCUAAGAUUUAUAGGUUAAAGAAUAAAAGAUGUUGGAAAUGUGGAGAGGUAGACGGUGACUUCUACCAUAUGUGGUGGUUAUGCAGCAAAGUGAAAGGUUUUUGGGAAUCGAUCUACAAUGAGCUUAAAAAAAUUUUUAAAUACACGUUUCCCAAAAAACUCGAAGCUUUUCUGCUAGGAAUGAUAGGUAAAGAAAUUAAAAAAGAAGAUAAGGCACUAUUCUUAUAUGCCACAACAGUCACAAGAAUCAUGUUAGCACAAAAUUGGAAAACGGAGGCCAUACCCAAUAUAAGUGACUGGCAGAUUAAAUUGACAAACUAUGCCGAGCUCGCUAGAAUAACAGGAAGAAUAAGAGACCAAGAUGAACAGAAAUUUCACGACAAUUGGAUUAAAUACUGGAUAUAUAUUGGGACCAAAAUUUAAACGACACUGGCGGGACUGGAACAACUCUAACAGUAAAAGGCUACUAUGUAAAAGAGAUAAAAUAUGUGAUUAUAGAGUCUAUUUGAUACUUACCAAAGGAGUGGAAGGAAGUCCAAGGCUCGGCAGAGCCUAAAACAAAUGGAUUUAUGAUUUAUGGAAUGGAUAUAUUAUGCGUAACUUAAGUAUUGGACUUUGUAAAGGUUUAUAUGUAUAUAUGUAUAAAUAUUAAUAAAAAUUUAUCAUGAGAAAGUUUCUUUACUACCAGGGUACAAAACUAUUGGGCAUAAACAUAAGAACCUCUUCAUUCCAUGCACUGAUAAUAAGUCCCAGUCUAUACUAUCUCCUUUAGCGGCAGGCUACCCGGUAAAAAAAAUAAAAAGCAAACAUAAAUAGUUUAAGGCAGGCUUGGAAGAAAGGGGAAGUUCAGGGAAGAACCUGAGACUGAUUACUAGGUUUGCAGUGCAGAAGAGGAAACUAUUGCACACUUUUGAAAAAGCAUGAAAAUGUUUUCUGUGCUUCCCCCCUCCCCUUUUUGAGGUCUGCUCAAACCUUACUGCUGUGCAUUGUGAGAAUAUAAAGAGAGUCAUGAGACAGUACCUAUGGGCUGUGCAUUUUAUAUUUGGAACAUCAGUGCUGCUUCUGAUCCCUGAAAGAUGACUGUCCCAGAUAUGCCCCAACAGCAGAAGUGUGGAGUUUGCUUUUACUGCACAAACUGAACAUGGCAAAAGGUCGUUUGCUCCUGUUUCUUAAAGAACCUCACUUUAGGCCAAGACCCUUAUUCUGCAGGUUAAAACAAUGUUUUUAUAAACAGACCAACGAACCAGGCAUGUUCAGCAACAGCAGCUGACCACAGAUCAUUAUCGGCCUGUCAAAGUAGGAAGUAUUUUGGCAUUUCCCCUUGAUAUCUUAUUGAACAUUCUCUCAGAAAUCGGAGGCCCUGUAGUUGACGGGGUCACCUGCCUGCUAUUUGUGGCUUAUCUGUGUGUCUCUGUGUGCAUGCAGUUAGUUUGUACCAUUUUGGUUUUUUUACCGCGCCUUCCAGCAGCGCUCUCAGGGUGUCUAGCAAGAUCACUGUCGGCUGACUGGGGGGGGGGGCGUGAUGCAGCUUUGUCAUGGUGCAACUGCUCCAACGCCCACAGCAUGUGCAGAUUAGAUAGCAAGAGUGGCUUUCAAGGGCUCAACAGGCAGAGAGUCCAAACGCCCUCCAAGUGCUCUGUUUGCGGGUGAGGGGAGGAUGACUAUAUAACGUAACUGCUUCAGGAUUUCUCUUUGAGAAAUUGCUGAGGUAGGGAAAGCAUUGCAAAUAUUUUAGCAGGCUGGAGAUCAAAGGUGCCCUUUCUCCCCCAGAAGUCGGAGCCACAAUCCAUUUCCUACUCUCUCCGGAGCUUUCCUCCCUUGGAUCCCUGGCUGUUGCUGAGUGGGAUUCCCAUCUCAGCCACAAGAAAUGCUGCCGGCAAUUGUUCUCUCAACAGCAGCAGCCUCUUGUCCCCUGCCCACUCUGGCAUUAGGAGAUUUGCAGCUGGGGGGAAGGAGUGGGUGGGCAAGCCAGAGGAGGCAGCAACUGAAAGGAGGGGAAGUUGCUGAGCUUGCUGAGAGCAGCAGCACAGCUUUAAAAAUGAAGAAGAGUCUAUCUGAGGUGAGGAAACUCUGUUGCAGGCAUCAGGAACAGGGGGAGAAGAUUGGGCGGGGUGUGUGAUUUCUUUUUAAGAUGCCAGUGGAGAAAAGAGCAUGAGUAUCCUCCCCUCUAGCACUUCCUCUCAUUUCAUGUCUCCUUUUUGCAAGGAAUAUGAUGUGAAAAUGGAGAAGCCAUGUGGGAAAUGUAAGUGGGAACACUUUUAUUCUAAAAGCAUCACAUCCAGGAAACCACGGUACUUUCAUACACACGCACACAAACACAAGCACACACGGUUGCCUAGAUUAAGGGAAGGACCUCAAUAACUUUUGUUUCUCUAUAGUUCUAUGGUUCUGUGAUUCCAGCGCCAAUUGGUUAUAGCUAAAAACUCGUGAAAUGAGCCCUCUGAAAACUUGGACAAAUCACACUGAUGCCUGAAAGAUAAAACCAUGUAGGAGUCUGACUAGUAGGCCUGGGGCAGACAUUCCAAAUUACAGGCCCCAUUACAGAGAAGCUCCUGCCCCCAUUAGCCACCCAUCUCACCUCAGAAUUUGGGGGUGUGUGGUGGAUUUUACAUACAGAAGCAGUGAUCUCUCAGAGAAGCUGAUGCCAAAGCUUUACUCACAGACCAAAUGUAGGUGGAGCCAGAGGCAGAGCUAACUAAUUCUAGGUUUGUGCCCAUCCUCCUCCGUGCUGAAUUCUACAAGAGGAGGAAGCUGGUAAGCAGUGCCGCCCCCUAGAUUGCUUGUUAGAAAGAAGGCAGGCAGAUGGACGUUGACUGAAGGAGGGUAGAUUGAGUUUAAUGGGGCAGUGCCCCCUUUGCUCUAAUGGAGCACAGACUUUGCAAGGAGAAUGUCAAGCAGGUUUUUUUAUUUCUCCCCAAAUCUCAAAAGUCACACACUCUUCCUUUCCCACACAUAUUAUGCCUCUAUUUGAAUGCAGAGACGUUCUGCAAACAUUUUUGUCAAUCCACUGUCCUCUGGCCAAUCGGUUCUACAGCACUCAGCCAAUCCUAAUCUAAUAAUAUAACUAUGGCAAAGAAGUUCCUCCCAUGUGUCCCUGGGCAGAAAAACCAUGUAAAAAUGGAGUGCUAGGGCUGCCAGUUUUCCAGCCAGAGUAGUGAAGGUUCCCCCUUCUUCCAAUUCUGUUCCAUUGUGUUCCUCAGUAUAGAUCUAAUAGGGCUGCAUUGAAAAAUAGUCCAAGCAUGCUUGGAAUUGUUUCCUUGAAGGCCACACCUCAAAGUAUGCCAGGAGAAGGGAGUGGUUGUUAGUUUGAGUGGCUAGGUUAAUAUAUAUAUAUAUAUAUAUAUAUAUAUUUGUUAAGAGAGAGCAAUGGUGAGCAAAGUGUAGCUAUAAUUCUGUAAUAUCUAUUUUUUACUUAAUCAUUUGCAUUUAUUUUUGUGAAAAGGGGUUUGGGAGAAGUGGUGGGCGGCUUCUGCAUGUGUUGCAGCUUUCAACACUUACAUGGUAUUAGAAAUGCAGGGUUUGGGUGUGUGUGUCUAGAUCUGAGAGAUGUAUGGAGGGAUUGCAUUCUUGCUUUCCCCCCUUAGGUUUUAAAAAUGCUCCUGUGUGUUUAGUUGGUUAUUGUGAGAACAGUUUGCUGGACUAGAUGGGCCGUUGGUCUUAUCCAGCAGCCUCUUCUACUGUGAUGAUUAUAAGUACAGUGGUACCUUGGUUCUCAAACUUAAUCCGUUCCAGAAGUCUGUUCAACUCCUGAAACCAUUUGAAAACCAAGGCGCAGCUUCCGAUUGGCUGCAGGAACUUCCUGCUGUCAAGCAGAAGCCACGUCAGAUGUUCGGCUUCGGAAAAAUGUUCGCAAACCAGAACACUUACUUCUGGUUUUGCAGCGUUCGGGUUCCAAUUUGUUAGACAACUAAGCCAUUCAAGAACCAAGGUACCACUGUUUCUACAAAAGCUACCUGCUGUGGAACCAUCUUAUUAAAUGUAGAGUUUCCACAUCGAGUGAAGCUGCUGCACCCUGUGUAUGCUCAUACCAUUUUUCUCUGAGGCUUUUAGUUCCUAAUUGUAUCUCUGCUGAAAGGUUUGUGAGUACAUGCUAAUACUGAAGACCUAAUGUCCUGUUCUGAAGCAGCACAGUCCAUGGAUGCCCCAGAAGACAGAAUAUUGGUCUGGGGCAAUGGUGAGAAUCUAGAUCAGUGAAAGAGACAGUCCACUGUGUAGAUAUUCACAGGCAGCCAAUACAGAAUGGGUUCUGGAGAAACAAGAGAGCAGGAUAUAAGAUUUGCAGGACCAUGGACAGAUCACUAGGUAGAGGGAACUUCCUCCAACAGUCCCAGAUAAUGGCUUAUAUCCUUCAGCACUUCAGACCUAAGUACACUCCCAAAUACUCCAUCCCCAUGGAAUGGAGAUUCUUAAGGUACUGCCCUCAGGUCUGAGGCCUGGCACUUUGAUGCUUUUUUAUUACUUACUGAUCUUAUGUUCUUUGCACUGAUGAGCAGGACUUAGGGAGCAAGAGGUUGUGGGAUCUUGAUUUCCAGGCUCAAGAUCAGGGGCUGGGUCUUGCUCCUCUGGUAGGGAUGUGGGCAAGAUGGACUCAACCAGCACUUCUCACUCCUCAUCCAAGCUAUUGCUUUUAGGCUCUUGUGUGAUCUGGUAUUCCAGUUACGUAGGAUUGCUGACUGCGCAGAGAGCCCACACACCAACAGCUUAGUACAGUUUGCUCGUGGAGGUAAAUGUCUUCAUAGUCCUAUAGAUCUUUCCUAAUAACUGCUCUUUCCUACAAUAAAGAUGUGAAUCUUGUACUUUGGUUUAGUCAGUCAGAAUCUAUAACAGAACUUUUCCACUGGUUGGCGUGGCCAAAGGUAAAAGUGAGCAGAGCUGUGUAUCUUUUUACAUUUGGCUACAUUCUGGCCAUUGAGAAAUCACAGUGCGCGCACACACACACACACACACACACACACACACACACACACACACACAAACCUUCAACCAGUCAAGCAAGAGGCGUUAUCACAGUUCGCAGACACAUUCUAGCCAGGCAAAAGCACCCAAGGAAGACGUGGAUCACAGCCAGUGAGGGGUUGCCUUGUGAGAGCGGGGGUGGGAGGGGCAUGGGCUGGGGAGAGUCCUGGGAGCGAGGUGAAGAGGCCAGGAAGAUGACAUUCAACCCCUGGGCUUGAGGUUCCUUAACCCAAUCUAUAAGAUCGCUGAAAACUCUAACAUCAUAUGCGUGGGUGCUUGGAGGUACUCUUAAAAGUUGUUCAAGUUGAAAUCCACCCCCACAAAAAUCUUUGGUCCAUAUUUUUGUCUCUCUUAUACCUACCUAGUACCCUCCAGAUGUUGUUGGACUCCCUUCAUCCCUGGUCAUUGCCCCUGCUGACAAGAGCUGUUGAGAAAGUCCAAUUUCAUCCCAACAAUGUUUGAAUGGCACCACCUUGACUACCCCUGGUUUGGGGGCGGGGGGGGAGAUGCCAUUUCAAAAUAUAUUUGAUGUGCCCUGCAGUUGUUCAGGUUUCAAACCUCUCCCCUGUGUCUCUAGUUGCAAAUUUCUGUGUAGGGGAAAUAUAUAUACUAUAGAUAGAUAGAUAGAUAGAUAGAUAGAUAGAUAGAUAGUAUAUAUCCAUGUAAAUCUACAGGCAUGAAGACUCAAGGCCAUUGAAGUGCAUCCCUACCUUUCCACAGCACACACUUCACCCACAGUCUAUCCAGACAACUAAUUUCCAAAUAUGCCACAUUUACAUGCCACCUUUCUGUUGAACCACUCAAAAUAGUUUGCACUUUGAAAUAAUGUCUUGGAAUGAGACGCGGUGCCAACAAGAGGAAUGAAUAGAUAGGGAAGAGGAAGAUGACCACCUGUGAAAUAGUGAAGCCACAUAAUACAUGAAGACCAGGUGGAAGGUUUCAUUGCAAGAAACAGUUCUAGGAGGGGAGGACCCAAAUGGCAGCUGGCCCCAGCCAAGUUGGGGUUUGUGUAUGUGAGCCUUGUUAUCAGGCCUCUGAUGCAGCCAGGCAAGUUGUCUUAUGAUGGAGAAGGUUGUGGGAGAGAAAGGGCCAAAUAUUCCCAUCCAGGCUGGUGAAGGAGGGCCUUGCCAUCUCUCCUCUCCUGAUAUAGCCAGAUGGAGCUGAGUGAUGAGUUCUCAGCUGUGGCUAUUCUAUAAAAAGUGCAACCAGAUCAACACCUUAAAAAGCAAAACAUUAUGGUCAAGUUGUAUUUAUUGAAACAAACACCCCUUCGGAAGGCAGUGCAAUAAAGACUGUUAUACACUAAAUGAAUACAGUAUACAGCAUAUGGGCGAAAGCCAAUUAUUUAUUUAGAAAUUCUCUUACCUGCCCUUCGCCAUAAGGUCCCAUGGCAUGUGGCAGCAAUAGAAAAUACAAUUAUAAAACCAGCUCGAAUCAUUGCAAUAAUACAAUAUAUAAAACCAACCCACAUGGAGUAGAACAAUACUGUAUAAAUUGAGCAAAACAUUAUAGUUUUCAGCAACCGUAAUAGUGGGAGUGGAGGUAAGGAUUCAAGCAGUGAUUCCUGAUUUCAAAACACAUGUGUUAUGAGUGCAAAUGUACAAGAUAAAUCUCGUUAGAACAAUAGUCAGUGGUUUUUGAAUACAGUGGUACCUCGGUUUAAGAACUUAAUCCGUUCCUGAAGUCUGUUCUUAAACCGAAACUGUUCUUAAACUGAGGCGCACUUUCCCUAAUGAGGCCUCCCGCCACCAAUGCCCUUCCACCAUUCAGCUUCCAUUCAUAGACUGAGGUAAAGUUCGCAAACACUACUCCCUCAUUUUGAGGAGUUCGUAAACCGAAUAGUUCGUUAACAGGGCUGUUCAUAAACCGAGGUACAACUGUUCAGCCCUGUUAAUCCAGCCUUCUUUUCUCUCAUUUGUAACAUGAUGACCUCCCCUGUCGGAGGCAGUGUGCCUCUGAAUACCAGUUGCUGUGAAUCGCAAGUUGAAAGAGUUCUGUUGCACCCAGAACGUGCUUGUGGGAUUCCCAUAGGCAUCUGGUUGGCUAUGGUGAUAACAGGAAGCUAGACUAGAUGAACUUUCAGCUAGAUCCAACGGGGCUCUUCUUAUGGCAUUAUACAUUCUUAAACUUCUAAAAUUAACUUCCCUCCUCUGUCAUUCAGAUAGUGAUUCAUGCAUGUAUUCUAAAUGCCCGAGAGAACGUAGAUCAGGGCAUGGAUUCCCUCAAUUUUUCACAAUCAUCAUGUUCUUUUACAGGAAAGCACCAAAUUUACAUCAGGCACGGACUAAAACAUGGUGAUCAUGCUAUGGAGGCAUGUGGAAUAAGUCAUGUUUCCAGUGUACUCCAUUCAAUUCUCUUUCUUACCCUGGUUUUGCAUGUUUCUCUCCUCGCAGAGUUAUAGUUCCCAGCAACUUUAGCAAAUUACAGUGCCCAGAAUUCUUUUAGGGAAAGAAUGUGCUCUGAAUGUGCUUUAAAUGUAUAGUGUAUACACAGCCUUAUGGUUUAGGUACCCAGUGGAGAGACUUCUUACUGCCAAGAGCAUUACACAAAGCUUUUGCCCUCACAUGCGAUAUCUGAGCUCACUGGAGAAAGAACUGCGGUUCUCAAGGAUCUGGUUUUAGUGUUUUGAUUAAUACUGGAGACCCUGCAGCUUCUCUACAGAACUUGCUAGGUAGAUGUUAUUUAGACCACGUAAUAAAUUAGUGAGGUGGCUGCGCUGUCUCUACACAAACAACAUAGUGUCUGGAAAGAUCGUCACUCAUUGCACACAUGUUUAGGAAUCCCCUUUGUUUGUGUUAUUUAGAUGGGAAAUUAGAGGUUAAUAGAGCUUUUUACAAUGUCUCCUAUGUAAUUAGAAUGUCUGGGCACCCAGCAAUUUCUAGAAAGUUGCAGAAAGGGUUGCUUGCUUGAUUUGACUUUUGCACGGGGUGUAAAUGUUAAACAGGAUGGUGGAAUGAAUGUGGCUGCUCAUUCUGCCAGGUUCUCCAUGAAUUGUGAGGCAUAAUGCCAAAUGGCUUUCCUAAGACAAUUGAUUGUUUUCAGGAAAAGGGCCCAGUCUUUGCCUUUACCGAACCAUUGGAUACCUCCUGUAUUUUGGGAAACUGCCAUUCAUUUCUGAAACUGCAAUCAGCUGCUUAUAUUCAAAUCAAGAUGAACUAAGUUGUUCCUGCUUUGAAGUUCCUUGUAUGGUUCAUCUGAGCUCAUGGCUGAGAGAUUCACUCAUUUAUUAGGCUACAGCAGAGCUAUUUUACAUUAGCAAUACUGUCCAUCAAAUCUGGCAAAAGGCUUGUAUUUACUUACUUUAUUUUAUCCCACCCAUCUCUGAGUUGCUCAGAGUAGCAUACAUGGUUCCCUUGUGCACUCUAUCUCUCACAUGACAGCCCUGUGAGAUAGGUUAGCCUUAGGCUAAGAAAUAACAAUUUGUCCAAGGGCAUCCAGGACAUUAAUCCAAGCGAUAUCUGCAUCAUACUAUUAGGACGGUUUCCUUGGGGGGGGGUGUGAAGGCUGUAUGCCUCAAACCCUUCUAAUUCCUGGAUCCAGCAUGCAUUCAAUUCCUGCAAUAGCCAGGCUAGCUUCCUGGUGAGUUAAUGGUCCUCUAAGUAUGGACCAUUAAGGUAACAAAGGAAGUGGCUGUGUGCUAGACAACAAAUGGGUGGGUCCGCCUCCCACAAUUUGCUAGUAGUUAGAAAUACAAAGGCAGAGUUGGUGCAUGUGAAGUAGAAGCUAGAAGCAGGUGAGAGACAGAACCAUGCCCGAUUUCUGCUGUAAUCCAAGACUGUGACCAAGUAAGGCCUUCUUGGUGUGUUGAUGCCGUGAGCCUCUACAUCAGGUUGUACAUAUGUGUAAAUAAACCAUAUACAGUGGUACCUCGGGUUAAAUACGCUUCAGGUUACAUAUGCUUCAGGUUACAGACUCCGCUAACCCAGAAAUAGUACCUUGGGUUAAGAAAUUGUGCUCCGGCAGCGUGGCAGCAGCAGGAGGCCCCAUUAGCUAAAGUGGUGCUUCAGGUUAAGAACAGUUUCAGGUUAAGGACCUCCGGAACAAAUUAAGUACUUAACCUGAGGUACCACUGUAGUAUUACAACACCACAGUUUCUGCUGUCCCUUAUUCAAAGCGUCUAGAACCCUUGGAAUCUCAGAGAUUUGUUUGGUGUGCAACACUACAUUUCAAGCACUAUCAUACCUCAUUCCCCCAAAGAAUCAUGGGAAUGAUAGGGUGCUGGGUAUUGUUAGGAGACCGCUGUUUCCCUUACAGACCUACAGUUCCCAGAGUUCCUUAGCAAGAACUCUUAAACCGCUCUGAGAAUUGUUGUUUGAGGGGAAAGGGAGGGCUCUGCUAAACUCUCAGCAACCUGAACAAACUCCAGCUCCCAGGAUUCUGGCUCAGAUCAUUUUUAAAGAGCAAUUGCUUUGGGGCAUUCCUGGUCUCCUCCCAUGUGGGUUACAAGAGUGAGUGGGAGAGUGGUGAUUAGCAGCCACGGGACCAUAAGACCUAUCUGACUCCACUGCAGGGCUGUUGUGCAGCAGCUGGGCAAACAAGGGGAUGUGAGAGGCUCUCCUGAACAUCCCCUCUUUUUCACAGCCAUGAGUGUUAAAAUUGGUAUAAUAGUGCUUUAAAUGUACCGUACGGAUGUGGCCAGGCUUUAAACCUGUGUGACACUCCAACCACAACCCCACACUGGAAAUGGCCUGUUUCAUUGUGGGGGCUCUGGAAUUUCCCUCUCUCUCUCAGUUCAUUUUUCAAAUCGUUAAAUAAGCUUGAGUCAGCACAGUUCUGCCUUUAUUUCCCUGAAAGCCAGCAUGAAAGAAAAAGAUUUGGGGGAAAUGUAUGCCAUUCUGUAACUUGCACAUUUUAAUUCUAGAUUUGAAGACACUGGCGUUUCUCCAGGAAGCAUUUUCUGAUGGCACUCCUAGCUACAGCAGAGACAAAGAUGGCUCUGCGGAGACCAGGCACAUUGGCGUUCAUCCUGAUCAGGAUCUGAGUUCUGCUGUAGAAAAACAACAGUGA